GCUCCAGGAUCUCAACUUUCUUCAAUUUCGGAUAUGUGUCCCUUACAAUACGAGGUGUUGACGCUCGAGAUACUGGUACAUACACAUGCGUCGCUACAAAUUGCAUGGGCAGCGCUUCGACUACUUCUAGACUUAUAUGUAUAAGCAAAAAGAGCAUAGUUGUUGAAUCUCAACACCCUGAAGGUCUUGAAAAGAUUCAGCAUCUUGAAGACUAUUCUCGAUACCAGAGGGAUGUACGAGAGGAUGUGAGUUUCACUGUAAAGCCCACUUUUACCGCUGAGCUCACUGGAAAAAGUCAGUUGAUUGAAGGACAAAGUGCUCAUUUCGAAACACGAUUGGAGCCAAUGGGAGAUCCUAGUAUGACCGUGGAAUGGUUUUUUAAUGGCCGACCACUUACCACUGGACACCGCUUCAAGACAUAUUUUGAUUUUGGUUACGUUGCUCUGGACAUUUUGUACGUAUUCCCUGAAGAUACAGGAACGUUCACUGUUGUUGCCAAAAACUCUAUUGGACAAGCAACACUUUCGAAGCAAGUUCACGUACAAGCCAAAACCUCGGUAGAUACCUCAACUAUUCACGAAAUCGAAGAAAAAAUUGAAUAUUUAGAACGCCCACCUCAUGUGGAUACUGACCGUUUCAUAGAAGAGAUCUCCAAGACCAAGCCUUAUUUUCCUAUUACUCUACACAGCCCCAAACCCUUACGAGAAGGUGAAAGGGUACACUUAGAAUGUAGAGUCGAACCAGUAGGAGAUCCAACGUUGAAGAUUGAGUGGUUCUUUAAUGGAAAACCUCUGCCUUCUGGCUCCCGAUUCCAAGCAAAGCAUGAAUUCGGUCACAUAAUUCUGGACAUACUCACAGCAUACCCCGAGGACACUGGCGAGUACACUGUCAGGGCAACCAAUCAUCUUGGCUCAGCGCAUACCAGUGCAUGCAUCACUGUCAUUGGUAAAAGUGGAAUUGUUUCUGAAACUCAGCAUCCAGAAGGACUUGAAAAAAUCCAGCAUUUGGAAGAUUCGAGUCGCUACAAGAGGGACCAGUUUGAAGAGACGAUCAUUACGCAGCUUCCCACAUUUACGAAACCACUGCACAACAUCGAGACGAUUGAGGGCACCAAUAUUCAUCUUGAAUGCCGACUUGCCCCUGUCGGCGAUCCAACCAUGCGGAUAGAGUGGCUUGUGAAUGGUGCACCUCUCAAAGUGGGGCAUCGAUUCCGACCCGCAUACGAAUUCGAUUAUGUCGCCUUAGACAUUCUCAGCGUGUACGCAGAAGAUAGCGGAGUUUACACUUGCAGAGCAACUAGCAGUUUGGGCCAGGCUGUUACUUCUUGCACUGUUAAAUGCACAGCUAGGAGCGAAAUUAUUUCAGAAUCACAGCAUCCGGAAGGUCUUCAACAGAUUCAAUACCUUGAAGACCAGAGUCGCUACCAAAGAGAAACCUGGGUUGAAGAGGCCGUCAAAGUGCAGCCCAAAUUCUUAACUAAGCUUAACAACUUAACUCUACAUGAAGGUCAAAUGGCUCAUUUUGAAUGCCGUCUGGAACCCGUUAACGAUUCUUCUCUAAGAGUUGAAUGGUUUAGAAAUGGAAAAUCUCUUCCAGUUGGUCACCGUUAUAGACCUUUCCAUGAUUUUGGGUACGUUGCCCUAAACAUCUUAUCAGUUGUUCCAGAAGAUUCCGGAACCUACACCUGCAGAGCUGUCAAUUUAAUUGGAACAGCAGAAAUUCAAGCAACACUUACUUGCACAGGCAAAUCGUCAAUUCUAUCAGAAACUCAGCAUCCAGAAGGCUUGCAAAAAAUUCAGCAACUCGAAGAUUACUCUAGGUACACACGUGACGUGUAUCAAGAAGAGCUCACAAGCCAGUCUCCAGUAUUCACCAAAGCUCCACAGAAUGUCGAAAUCAAGGAAGGCCAGCGAGUGCAUUUCGAAUGCCGGCUGAUUCCGGUUGGCGAUCCCAAGCUCAAAGUUGAAUGGUUCCAUAAUGGAAGACCUGUGAAGCAAGGCACACGAUUUGUUCAGACAUUUAAUUUCGGUUAUGUCGCACUGGAUAUUAUGUAUGCUUAUCCUGAAGAUUCCGGUACUUACACUUGCAAAGCUGUGAAUGCACUCGGAGAAGCUGUUACAUCAGCCACCCUUAAGUGUCACAGUAAGAGUGCUCUUAUUUUGGAAUCGCAGCAACCGGAGAGUCUGGAGAAGAUUCAACAAUUAGAGGAUAUGAGCCGAUAUCAAAAGACCUCAUAUAUCGAAGAAACAACAACGCAGGCACCAGUUUUCACGCAAGCUAUGAAGAACUUGCAACUAAUGGAGAACCAGAGUGCUCACUUUGAAUGCAGGCUGAUACCAGUUGGGGACACGAAGCUUAAAGUGGAAUGGUUCCAUAAUGGAAUUGCUAUCAUGCCUGCUUCUAGAGUAACACUGACACAUGAUUUUGGUUUUGUGGCACUGGACUUGGCAUACGUGAAACCAGAGGACAGUGGAACCUAUACCUGCAAGGCAACUAAUGAACUCGGACAGGCUGUAUGUUCAGCAACUUUAGCUGUUAGAGGUUCAAAAUCCUUGCUUUUGGAGACGCAACAUCCAGAAGGCUUGCAGAAGAUUCAGUAUUUGGAAGACGCUAGCCGUUACCAGCGCGAGACCAUUGAGGAAACUCGAAGAGUAACAUCGCCACCAGUAUUUAUAACACCACUUUCAGGACCUAACCAACUCGUUGAGGGACAUAGCAGUCAUCUCGAAUGCAGAAUAGAGCCCUACCCAGAUCCAACCAUGAAGAUUGAAUGGUUCUUCAACGGAAAACCUCUGCCUUCAGGAUCACGCUACCGAACUAUGUUCGACUUUGGAUUUGCUGCAUUGGAUAUUUUAACCGUUUAUGCAGAGGAUUCUGGUGAAUACACAAUUAAAGCCACAAAUAGUCUCGGAACAUCCUCAUCUUCCGCUAGGAUCAAUGUUACAGCAAAGAAGAGUUUGAUCCUUGAGUCUCAGCAACCAGAUAGUUUGCAAAAGAUCAGGCAGUUGGAAGAUACAAGCCGAUUUGCCAGGCCCGAGGAACCGGAGCGAAUAUUCGAUAGGCCAAAUUUCGGCAGGCCUUUGUACAAUUUAGACAACUUAGUUGAGGGCCAAAGUGCACAUCUGGAAGCAACACUAACUCCUGUCAAUGAUCCAACAAUGAGAGUAGAGUGGUACCAUAACGGAGUGACUAUUAAGCCAGCUCAUCGUUUCCGAACUACAUUCGACUUCGGAUAUGUCGCACUUGACAUUUUACAUGUUUUGCCUGAAGAUACCGGAACCUACAUGUGCAAAGCUGUUAAUAGGAUGGGAGAAGCUAUCACUACAUGCUCUAUUAAAGUGCAAGCCAAAGGGUCCAUUUACACGGACACUUUGCAUGAAGAAGGUCUGGAGAAAAUCCGUGCCUUGGAAGAACAGUACAGACCUGCUCCAGAAGAGCCAGUCAUUCCAGUUUCUCGUCCUAUCUUCCUUACACCCCUCAAGAGCCAAGAGAAUAUCAAAGAAGGCCAGCCGGUGCAUCUGGAAUGCAAGUUGGAACCUGUUAAUGAUCCAAAACUGAAAGUGGAGUGGUAUGUCAACGGCAUCGAGAUUAAAGCAGGUCAUCGGUUCCGAACUAUCCAUGACUUCGGGUAUGUAGCUUUGGACAUUCUGUACAGCUAUGCUGAAGACAGUGGCACCUACAUGUGCAGAGCUGUUAACGAGCUUGGUGAAGCCGUUACGACUUGCUCCGUUAAAGUGGAAGCUCGCCGAAGCAUUUACUACGAUACCCAGCAUCCUGAAGGGUUGGAGAAAAUUAGAGAAUUAGAAGGCCAGACUAAAUAUCAUCCAAUUGAAGUAGAGGAGAAGCCAAUCUGCAAACCAUACUUCGUCUCUGAACUAAGAGGUGCAACGGAGUACAUGGAAGGGGAUUCUGCACAUUUCGAGUGUCGUGUUGAACCAGCCUAUGACUCAGAAUUGAAGGUGGAAUUCUUUCACAAUGGCAAAUCGCUUCCUGCAGCUGCAAGGUUUCAUGUUACUCUGGACUUUGGCUAUGUAGCGCUUGAUGUGAGUCAUGUGUACCCAGAAGAUGCUGGACAGUAUACUUGCAAAGUUUCCAAUAAACUAGGGGAAGCGACUAGCAGUAUCAACAUCAGAGUACACAGUCGUUCCAGUAUCAUUUCGGAUACACAACAUCCUGAAGGUCUUGCAAAGAUCCAAGCUAUGGAAGACGAAGCUAGGCGUCCAGCUCCAGAGUACGUGGAGAAGAGGACUUUCCAGAGACCAGUUUUCACAGCACCACUCCAGAACCUGGACAUGUUGGUUGAAGGAGAUAGUGCGCAUCUGGAGUGCAGGCUGAUCCCUGUUGGAGACCCUACUAUGAAAGUAGAAUGGUUCUUUAAUGAAAAACCGCUGCAACCAAGUUCCAGAUUCCAGACGACACACGACUUCGGUUAUGUGGCUUUGGACAUUCAGUACGUUCGACCAGAUGAUAAUGGUGUCUAUAUGUGUAGAGCCACGAAUGAACUUGGUGAAGCUGUUACCACAGCAUCUGUUAAAGUCAAAACUAAGGCUUUCAUUGAGCUCCAGAGUCACCAUCCAGAGGGAUACGAAAGGAUUCAAGAAUUAGAGAACUACAAACAAGCUCCGCCUAUGGAAGAGCCAGAAAAAGUGUUCGAGAAACCUGUAUUUACCAUGCCUCUUUAUGGUCCAAGCGAGGUGAUAGAAGGUACUCCCGCCCACUUCGAAUGCCGCGUCGUUCCUAUUGGCGAUCCAGAUCUCAAGAUACAGUGGUUCGUGAAUGGAGUGGCCUUAAAACCAGCUUCCCGAUUCCGUGAGAUUCACGAUUUUGGUAUGGUGUCCUUGGACAUAUCAUCAACUAUUGCAGAGGAUUCUGGCGUCUACAUGUGCAAAGCUUACAACAAGGCAGGCGAAGCAGUAACAUCGACUUCAAUGGCCGUUAGAGCUCGGGGCGGAGUUUUGGGUGAAAGUCAACACCCAGAAGCUUAUGAACAGACCCAGAAAUUCGAAAUGGGACCCAUGCCUGUUAGUGAGCCUGAGCCUGCACCACCUAGGGCUCCAUUCUUCACCGAACAUCUGGUGAACCAUGACAAACUUAUUGAAGGCCAGUAUGUGCAUCUUGAAGCACGCGUUGAACCUGCAAAUGAUGAAAAGUUGCGCAUAGAAUGGUACAAGAAUGGAAAAACUCUUGUGUGUGGUACGCGUAUUCGAACAACAUGCGACUUUGGUCUUGUAUCCCUGGAUAUUGUGACUGUCCGUCCAGAUGAUUCAGGUAUCUACACAUGCAGAGCUGUAAAUGAAGUUGGAGAAGCCAUCACUACUUGCUCUAUGAAAGUAGAAGGUCGGGAGAAUAUCAUCUACGGUUCCCAACAUCCAGAGAGUUUGCCACGUAUUCAGGAAUUGGAGUCUAUGCAGCCAGUUAGUGCUGAGCAGAAAGAGCCCGUUUUCGAACAGCCCGUCUUUAUAUCGCAUCUCAAUAACCUUGAAUUGAAAGAAGGACAACCGGCUCAUUUCGAGUGCAGAGUCGAACCUUACAGGGAUCCUCAACUGAAGAUCGAAUUUCAGCUUAAUGGCAAACCUUUACCAGCUGCGACCCGAUUCACAGUCAGUAAAGAUUUUGGCUAUAUCACUUUGGACAUUUCACAUGUUUUAUCUGAGGAUGCUGGCAUCUACACGUGCAAAGCUUCAAAUCCAAAAGGCCAGGCAGUUACAACUGGAUCUCUCAAAGUCAUCGGAGAUCAUGAAUAUGUCAUUGAAAAGACUACUCACCCGAUGGGACAAGAAGGGCUUUCUAAAGUACGAGAAGUUGAAGAACUCUAUUUGUCGAAAUAUCAGACUCAUAUUGAAGACAAAGAAAUGCAGUAUCCAAAGCCGGUGUUUGUGGUACCUCUGCUAGAAAAAUAUAACGUCAACGAAAGCGAAGGCAUAAGGUUAGAAUGCAGAGUAGAACCUGCAGCAGAUCCCAAGCUUUUCAUCGAAUGGUUCUUCAAUGGAAAGCCAUUAAGUCUAGGCACUCGUUUCCAGUUGACUAACGACUUCGGACAAGUGGUGUUGGCAUCCACAGAUGUGUGGGCCAGAGACAGUGGUGUCUAUACAUGUAGAGCCUGGAAUGCCAUGGGCGAAGCAUUUACAUCAACUACUAUUCAUUGUGCAGCCAAAGGAACGAUCUACGAGGGCACUCUGCAUCCAGAAGGCGAAAAGGGUCUGGAAAGCAUCCAGACUUUGGAAGAAUCUCUGCUAAGACCAACUGACCAAGCUGUCACAGAAGAGAAGGGACAUCCGCCUGUAUUCACAUCUCAUUUCCAAAAUCUGACAAACUUGACAGAAGGGGAUAUUGCUCAUUUUGAGGCCACACUUGCUCCAGCUGGUGACCAGACAAUGGUAGUAGAAUGGUUUUUCAAGGGUCAACCUAUCAAAGCUGGCCACCGUAUCCGAACAGUGCAUGCCUUUGGAAUGGUCGUACUGGAAAUUCUUGGUGUUGUCAUCGAAGACACUGGGGAAUAUACCUGCCGUGCCACCAACAAGUGGGGCAGGGCCGAAAUCACUGUAAAUCUAGAAUGUGUAGACAGAAUACGUGGCCAGAAACCAAAAUUUACUACUCAGUUGCAGAGUUUGACUGGUUUGAAGGAAGGUGCCAGCGCUCACUUCGAAUGUCAUCUCAUACCUGUAGGAGACCCUGCUAUGAAAGUGGAAUGGUUCCACAAUGGAGUACCUUUGAGGCAUAGUUCACGUAUCAAGACACUGAGUGACUUCGGCUAUGUUGUAAUGGAUAUUUCCUUCGUCCACGUGGAAGAUUCGGGAGAAUAUGUCUGCGUAGCCACUAAUAAGUUUGGUUCUGACACAACUAGAUGCGUUAUAGAAUGUACUGGUCAUGGCAAAAUAUUCCGUGACACUCUGCAGCCUCAAAGUCUUGAGAAAAUCGCCGAGCUGGAAGGAUCUCAUGCCCUUUACAAGACACAGCUGUCCAUGGAAUCUAAAGUCAGAGACGCUCCUAAAUUUACUACACAUAUCAAGGAUGUUCAAAAUCUUGUUGAAGGACAGAGUGCUCACUUUGAAGCUUAUCUGACACCAAUCAACGAUCCUAAUCUUAAAGUGGAAUGGUACUUUAACGGAAAGCUUCUCGGAGCCGGUCACCGCUUCAGGACCUUCCAUGAUUUCGGUAUUGUGAUCUUGGACAUUUUAUACUGUUACGGAGAAGACAGUGGCGAAUAUAUGUGCAAAGCUACGAACAAAUUUGGAACUGAUGUGACAAAGGCAACUUUGAAAUGCAAAUCUAAGAGCUCCAUCAUCUUGGAACCACAGCUUCCAAAAGAAAUGGCGGAUAGUAACCGUAGAAUUAUGGAACUUGAAGAACAUCUGUACCGAUCUCGUUCCGAAUACACAGAGGAAAUUCAUUUGGAAGCGCCUCGAUUCACUGUGCCCUUAGAGAACAUUACUGAUCUCCGUGAGGGAGAAAAUGCACAUCUGGAAGCCCGACUUACACCAACAGAUGACCCAGAUCUAAAAGUAGAGUGGUUCAAGAACAGCAAGGCCCUCAAAGCAGGUACACGUAUUAGAACAAUCCAUGACUUUGGUUUCGUUGUACUGGAAAUCAGCCCUGUAUAUCCUGAAGAUAGUGGACUUUAUUCCUGCAGAGCUACUAAUAAAGUUGGAGAAGCCGUUACAACUUGUACGCUCAAAUGCUCUGGCAAGCGCAGCAUAAUUAUGGAUACUCAACUGCCUGAGGGUAUGGAAAGCAUGGAGAAGAUCGCUCGAUUUGAAGAUAUAUCAUCUGCGCGCAUUGCCGAACAGUGGAUGGACGUAGACGUACAACAGCCUCCAAAUUUCAUAACAAAACCUAAAGAUCUGACUCUGUCUGAGAAUACCCUUGCUCAUUUUGAAUGCAGACUCACUCCAGUGAAUGAUCCAACCAUGAGGGUAGAAUGGUACUUUAAUGGAAAGUCCCUUGUUACUGGCACUCGCGUUAAAACCAUCAGUGAUUUCGGAUUUGUCAUUCUGGAAAUUGCUGGUGUUUUCCCCAGAGAUUCUGGCGUUUAUACCUGCAAAGCUAUCAAUGCGUAUGGCGAAGCAUCUGUCACAGCUAAACUUAACGUGAAAGGCAAAAGUUCCAUCGUCAUGGAGCCUCAAUUGCCAACUGAAUGGCGAUCGGGCACCGAAAGUUUACAAAAACUAGAAGAAGCCAUGUAUAGGACUGAAGAAAUCAUCUAUGAUGAUGACAGGAAGCUUCCUCCAAAGUUCAUCACUCAGAUCCAAAACUUGGAAAACAAAGUAGAAGGAGAAUCGGCUCACUUCGAAUGCAAGCUUGAACCUGUGGGAGAUCCUACAAUGAAAGUGGAAUGGUUCUUGAACGGAAAGCCACUCACAACAGGUACACGUGUCCAUACUGUAGAUGACUUUGGCUUCGUUGUACUGGAUAUUGAUUGGCUUUUUCCACGAGAUGCUGGAGAGUACAUGUGCAGAGCCACUAACAAAUGGGGACAAGAUACCACAAAAGCUAUCCUUAAAAUUAAAAGCAAACGUGAUAUCAUCAUGGACAGUCAAUUACCUGAAGGUAUGUCUUCUGAGAAACUACGAGAGUUGGAUUAUCCUGCUCCACAAGAGGUGCCUGUUGAAGAAUCUCCUCCUCAACCACCCAAAUUCAUCACUCAGAUACAGCCACAGGAAAAUCUCCAAGAAGGGGAUAGUGCCCACUUCGAAUGCCGGCUGGAACCCAUUAAUGAUCCAAAAUUAAGAGUUGAAUGGUAUCACAAUGGAAAGCCUCUCAAAUCAGGUCACCGAUUCAAGACCACGCAUGAUUUUGGCUUUGUUGCCUUAGAUGUUCUCUAUGUAUAUGCUGAGGACUCAGGCGAAUAUACCGCUAGGGCUGUAAAUGAUUAUGGAGAAGACAUAACUCGGUCUACGCUGAAGGUAAAAGCUCAAAGACUUCUUGAAUACAGAACGCAGCUACCAAAAUCUAUGGAAACAGGAGUUCAGAAAAUUGCAGAAAUGGAAGCAUCAUGGCAGAGGGUGGUGACUGAGGAAGAAGUACCGCCUGAGCGUUGUCGUCCUAUGUUUGUAAUGAAACCUGAACCUCAAGUUGUAACUGAAGGAGAAUGGGCGAAGUUUUGUUGCAGGGUUAUUGGCAAUCCUAGACCAAGGAUCAUGUGGAUAUUAAAUGGGAAAACAAUCGGGCCUGGUUCUCGAUACAAGUUGACAUAUGAUGGAAUCUAUCAUUUGGACAUUCCUAAAAGCAGGCAAUACGACCAAGGAAAAGUUGAAGUGUUCGCCCGCAAUGCAUUGGGUGAGGCGUAUUGUUGGACAACUCUCGAAGUCAGACCAAGACACGAUGAUUAUAGAUUAGUUCUGAAAAAUUCACCAAGGCCUUGGUAUGACCAGGGUGUAAAGUCCUAUCAAAAGGUUCGAGCGGAAACAGAGUUGGAGAAGAUAUUCGAAGAGAAACUUACACCAGGUGGCACUAAAAUCGAUGUCUGGAAGACAGAGGAAAGUCAAGAAGGAGAACAUGUGAAACUUGUGAAGAGGCUAGAGGAGGAAGACACCAAAAAGUUGAUUCCAGAAGUGAAAAGAUAUAAAACAGAAGCCAUAUACGUUGAUGAAAAAGGAGAAAAGCAUGUAGAAGAUCUGUCUCAAGUGCAUUAUAUGGCGAAAACGUAUGAACAGCAAGCUCAAAUCGACAGUCAAAAGGUUAUCGUUCCUCCUCUUCCUACUUCUCCUGCGGAAAGUUCUGUCUACGGCAAAGAAGUUCUUGUAUCCAAGCAAAAACAGACACAGAAGGAACAAAAAGGAGAUUUAGAGAUUACACGUCAUAAGACUGUAACUGAAACCCGAGAACAAGAGCACAAAGCUGUAACCAAAGAAAGGAAAGUCGUUGGCGUGGUGCCUGAAACCAAGCCUCCGAUGUUCACUAAGAAAAUAGAACCUUGUCGGGCUUUUGAAGGAGAAUCAGGUAAAUUCACCUGCACUUUCGUCGGUUCUCCUGCUCCUCAUAUCACCUGGUUCAGAGAGAACUUCCCUAUUAAGGACUCUCAAGAUUUCCAGAUUACAACAACUGAUACAACUUCCACUUUGAUCAUCCGUGAAGUGUAUCUAGAAGACAGUGGUGUGUUCAGUGUAAAAGCAGAAAAUAGGGGAGGAACUGCAAAGAGUUCUGCAAAUUUAGUUGUAGAAGAACGCAAAGAGCAGGUUCGAGGAGCUAUUCCACCGAGUUUUGUGAGAACUAUUCAAGAUGCCACCGCAAAAGUUGGACAACUUGUUCGUUUGGAUGCUGUGAUAGCAGGAUCAAAACCUUUAGACGUUUAUUGGCUUAAGAAUGGGAAGAAGGUCAUUCAAGAUAUAACUCACAAAGCAAUAGAAGAAGAAGAUCAAUACACUCUUAUGGUUUUGGAAGCAGCUCCUGAAGAUGCGGGAACCUAUGAAUGUGUUGCUAUAAACAAAGUCGGAGAAGCACGCUGUCAAGCAGCUAUUCAAGUACAAGCCGUCCCUUCACCGAAAGCCAAGUCAUCUACUCCAAAAAAGACGGAGAAAAACAUUAAAGCACCUGAAUGCAUCGAACCCUUAAAGGACGCCACUGUCAAAGAAAGCCAACCAGCUGUUUUCAGAUGCCGAUUUUCGGGAACACCAGCUCCCCAAGUGAAAUGGUAUCGUGGUGAAAUUUUGGUGAAACAGUCUCGCUACUUCCGCAUGUCUGUAGAGAAUGAUGUUUACACACUUCGUAUAUCCGAAGCAUUCCCUGAGGAUGAAGGACUUUACAAGUGUGUCGCUACCAAUUCUGCUGGCACAGCAUCUACCAGUGCCAAUCUCAAAGUUGUCGUUCCGGAGGUAACAGAAGUUCCACCUUCUUUGAGUCCUUUGGCUGAUCUGACUGUUCCUGAAGGUUCUCCAGCUCGCUUUGUUACUACUGUAAGUGGGACCCCAACUCCUAAGAUAACGUGGUACAGGGAAGGCAACGUAGUCAAAGCGAGCCGAGAUUUCCAGAUGUUCCAAGAUGGUGGAUCGUGUUCAUUGGUCAUCCGGCAAACAUAUCCUGAAGACGAAGGCGUUUAUACGUGCAGGGCCACCAAUGCCAGUGGUCAGGCAGAAACCUCGGCUCGUCUGACUGUUGAAAGUAAGCCUACGUUAACUAUAGAAACCUUUCUGUUUCUUUCAGAAAAAAUUCCUCUGCAAGAAGUGGUUCCUUCCAAAGAUAAAGUGGCAAAAAAACAAAAAACAAAGCCAGAAGAAGAGAAACCCACUCCACCGAAGUUUGUCAAGCAGCCUAAACCUCAAACAGUAAAAGAAAAUGAAAAAGUAGUUUUGGAAUGCAAAGCAACCGGACAUCCGGCUCCUAAACUUACCUGGUAUAAGAAUGAUGCUCCUCUUCAGUCUUGCAGGCUUUACAAAAUUACGACCAAAAAGGAUAAAACUAGUGUACUUGAAAUAUCUUCCGCUGGACCGGUGACUGACAUUUACACAUGCAAAGCUGUAAACACUGCUGGAGAAGCUGUUACAUCUGCGACAGUCAUUGUAAAAGAAAUCGGCCGACCACCCAAAUUUACAGAGCCUCUGCAGCCGGUCUCGGCAGUUGAAGGCAGCAAAUUGGUUCUCAAAUGUGUCGUCACAGGAUUUCCUACCCCUGAAAUCAAAUGGUACAGAGAAGGCAGAGAACUACGUCCUACGCGGGAUUUUCGUCCUUCCUAUGAUGUGCAGACCGGCGAAGCUACGCUUACCAUACCAGAGGUGUUCCCUGACGAUCACGGAACAUUCACUUGCACGGCUGUCAACCAGUAUGGAAAAGACGCCACUACGUCUACCCUCACUGUCACAGAGGAUAUUGUCAUGAUCGAAAAAUCGGAUUUGUAUGAAGCUCCGAAAUUUGAGAAGCCAUUACUCCCUAUGACCGCACCUGAGGGAGAACCGCUGGAAAUGAAAGUGAAAGCUACUGGUACACCUUUGCCAAUGUUAACAUGGUAUCGUAAUAACGAGGAGCUGAAGCUCUCCAGGGAUUUCAAAGUGACCACAGAAGGUGGAGAAUCGACACUUCUGAUAGCUGAAGUCUUUCCGGAUGAUGCUGGUACUUACGGUGUCAAAGCAACUAACAAAGCGGGGCAAGCCUCCACUACAGCUACACUGAAAGUUGUCAGCGAAGUGGAGUCACCGAAAGCAGAACCCGUCCCUCCUAUCUUUACUCUUCCUCUUAUGUCUCAAUUGGUUCCGGAGGGAGAACCAGUUAAGAUGGAGGUAGAAGUCGUAGCAUCCCCGCUGGCCACUUUUACAUGGACUUUCAAAAAGAAACCCAUCAAAUCUUCCAGGGAUUUCCAAAUUACCAGCGAAAAUAACAGGUCGGUUCUUCUUAUCUGCGAAGCUUUUGCUGAUGACAGUGGGGCCUAUACUUGCAAAGCAGUCAAUGAAGCCGGCGCAGCUACCACUACAGCAACCCUGACCGUUGAGAGUCCACCCGAAGAAGAUUCAUCUGAGGCACCAACCUUUAAAGUUCCCUUAACUCCAGUCAAAGUAAUGGACGGAGAAGAGGCCAAAUUGAGUUGCUUUGUUACUGGUAUACCUGUGCCAAAGAUCACUUGGUACCACAACAACCGGGAAGUCCGUGAGAAUUCCGAAGUAUGGACAACGCAGCGAAAAGAUGGCUACUGCGAACUUUUUCUGUCAGAGGUAUUCCCAGAAGACAUGGGGGAAUAUAUGUGCAAAGCAGUUAACAAAGCUGGAGAAGCUGUCACUCGUACUCAAUUGACUGUGGAGUCUUAUGAAUAUAUACCUGAUUCUGAGAUAGCAACCGUAAGUGUUGAUAAGACCACGUCCGCUGAAGCCACUUUAGUCAGCCUGUCGGAAGAAUCGAGUGCCGAGGAACUUUCUACGAGUAUACCGGAACUACCAGAAGAAGAGGUUGCUCCGUUGUCACCUGUCAAGAAAACAGCCCCAAUGAAACCUGAAGCAGGAACAUCGCCUCGAUUUACAGUCCCGUUGGAAAACGUUGAAGCGAGACCCGGGCAUAUGAUAAGAUUGGAAUGUCGAGUGACUGGGACUCCUAAACCCAAAAUCACAUGGUACAAGUCCCGGAAAAUUCUGAGGCACAGUCCAGAAUAUCAAAUAUUCUAUGAACCAACGGGUGUCUGCACGUUAACCAUCACUCGCUGCACUCCAGAGGACAACGCAGAAUUCAGCUGUGAGGCCCAGAACAGGAAUGGCGUCGACCUCACUACAUCCAAUGUUACAGUCACAGAAUAUAAACCCAAGCCUCCUAGCUGGGCUGUUGAGAAAGAACCGAAGAAAACUGAAGAAGAAAAGCGGCCUCGCAUAGAAACCCCUUUGCAAGAUGUGUACGUAAAAACACCAGGCAAGAAGGUGACUUUAGAAUGUGUCAUCAGAGGAAUUCCUCGUCCUCAGGUAACUUGGUACCAUAACGAAAAAGCUAUCGAUGUAACGACUGGAUACUACUUGAUUUCCGAGCUAGAAGAUCGGUCAAUCUUAAUCAUUCUGAAGGUCAUAAAGGAAGUAGAGGGCAAAUACACAUGCAAGGCUGUCAACGAAUUUGGAGAAGAAAUUUCUUCAGCCUAUCUUUACAUUGGAGAAAAACCUGAAGAACCGACUAAGGAAAAACCGAAAGAGGUUGAGAAGAAACCCAAGAAACCUGUUCUGAAGAAGGCAACGGAAGAGACAACCUUUCUGCAGCGUACUAGGAUGCUGAAAGAAGAUAAAGCUGUGCCAGAACGGGCUGAACCAACUUUGAGAACCCAGAAACAUGUCCAAGUAGAACAAAUAACUGCCCAUGAGAAGCCAACAGAAGUAGCUCCAUCAGCGUUUCCGGAAGUGGAAAAAGCAGAGGUAAUAAAAGAUAUAGAUGUGUGUGUUGAUUCCGUAGAUAUAAAACAAAUUCCAACUGGCGUACCAGAACAGGUGAUUUUAUCUCAGGAUACUAAGCCUUUCCAAACAGUCACGACAAAAAUGGGCCAACUGCGAACCCAGACCGUCGCUUUUCAACAAACUAGACCGUUAACACGAUUUACACAGCAGGAUGUUUCUUUUCAGAGUAUCACGCAAACGCAAACAAUGCAAGUUUCACAAACUGAGCAAAGAAUAACGACAGAAAUGCAGAAACCAGAUGAAGUAAAAGGCAUUGACGUUACUUUAUUGCCUGCAUACAAAAGGCCAGAAAUUACUUUUGACAGCAAAGAAUAUCCGAAACCCCAGCCUGUAUAUCAAAAGCCUAUGCCAGAAAUUCCCACUGAUAUUCAAAGUUUGAAAAAGGAGAUAGCAAAACAAACUGUCGAAAAGAAAUUAGAAGAAGUUAUGCAAAAAGAACCUGUUGUUGAAAUUACAGCAUUAGAAUAUAUACCCAAGCAAGAAAUUUCUUUUGAAAGUAUAGAAACUAAAAAGCCAGAUAAGCAUCGUGAACAAAUUAUUGUUCAUAAAACGACAUCUGAACCUCAAAAAGUAACAAUGACACAAGCAGAACCAGAGAAACCACAAGCUACAGAAAUUUCUAGAACAACCUUCUUGCAACGAAAGCCGAAAGACAAACCCUUCCCAAAGAAGAUUACAAAACCUGAGGAGACACGAACAACACCAGUCAGACCAGACUAUGGAAUUGAGUACGAUGUGUUAAGCAAAGAGAAGGAAUAUGCAAAAGAGACCAUAAGUACGAAACUAUCAAGGACUGUUCAAGAAACCCCGAAAGACAUAGUUGAAAUAACGGCAUUAGAAUAUAAACCGAAACAAAAAAUUUCUUUCGAGAGCAUAGAAACAAAACAACCAGAGAAAUAUCGUGAACAAAUUAUCUUUCAUAAAACUCCACUAGAACCUCAAAAGCUAAUAGCAACCCAGUUAGAAGAUCAAAUACCACACGUUAUAGAAAUUUCUAAAACCACAUUUCUUCAAAGAAAACCGAAAGAGAAGCCUUCCCCAAAGAAGGUUACAAAACCAGAGGACACACAAAUAGCACCAGUUCAAGCGGACUAUGGAAUUCAGUAUGAUGUUUUAAGCAAAGAGAAAGAAUAUGCAAAACAGAUUAUUGGUACAAAAUUAUCAAAAGCUAUCCUAGAGACAGAAAAAGACGUGGUUGAAAUAAAAGCAUUAGAAGAAAAACCGAAACAAGACAUUACUUUUGAGAGCAUAGAAAGCAAAGAGCCGGAGAGACAUCGUGAACAAAUCACCAUUCACAAAACUCCGCUUGAAUCUCAGAAAGUAACAGUUACCCAAUUAGAGCAGGAUAAACCCCAGGUUAUACAAGUCUCUACAACUACCUUCCUGCAGCAAAAGCCAAAAGAAAAACCUUCACCAAAGAUCACAAAACGUGAACCCCAAAAACCGAAGCAAACAGACAUAGCACCAGUUAAACCCGAAUAUGGAACUGUAUAUGAUAUUUCGAGUAAAAAGAAGGAGUUUGCAAAAGAAGUUAUCAGUACGAAAUUAACAAAAGCAGUUCAAGAAGACGUAGUUGAAAUUACGACAUUAGAAUAUAAACCGAAACAAGAAAUUUUCUACGAGAGCAUAGAAACGAAAGAAGCCGAGAAGCAUCGCGAACAAAUUGUUGUUCAUAAAACUGCUCCAGAACCACAGAAACUAACAGUGACACAGUUAGAAGAACAGAAACCGCAAGUUACAGAAAUCUCUACUACUACUUUCUUGCAGAAAAAGACUAAAGAAAAGCCAUCUCCGAAAAAAGUCGCAAAACCUGAACCUCAGAAACCUGAAGAGACGGAGAUAGCCCCUGUUAGGCCGGAAUAUGGACUUGUGUAUGACGUUUCAAGCAAAAAGAAGGAGUUUGCAAAAGAGGUUAUCAGCACAAAAUUAGCAAAAGCCGUUCAAGAAGAUAUUGUUGAAAUUACGGCAUUGGAAUAUAAACCGAAACAAGAAAUUGUCUACGAAAGCAUAGAAACAAAAGAAGCCGAAAAGCAUCGCGAACAAAUUGUUGUUCAUAAAACUGCGCCUGAACCGCAGAAAGUAACAGUGACACAGUUAGAAGAAGAGAAACCGCAAGUUACAGAAAUCUCUACUACCACUUUCUUGCAGAAAAAGCCAAAAGAAAAGCCGUCUCCGAAAAAAAUCACCAAGCCUGAACCUCAGAAACCUGAAGAGAUAGCACCGGUUAAACCAGAAUAUGGAGUUGUGUAUGAUAUUUCAAGCAAAAAGAAGGAAUUUGCAAAAGAAGUUAUCAGCACAAAAUUAACAAAAGCCGUUCAAGAAGAUGUAGUUGAAAUUACGGCAUUAGAAUACAAACCGAAACAAGAAAUCUUCUACGAAAGCAUAGAAACGAAAGAAGCCGAAAAACACCGCGAACAAAUUGUUGUUCAUAAAACUGCGCCUGAACCACAGAAAGUAACAGUGACACAGUUAGGAGAAGAGAAACCGCAAGUUACAGAAAUCUCUACUACUACGUUCUUGCAGAAAACGCGAAAAGAAAAGCCGUCUCCGAAAAAAGUCACUAAACCUGAACCUCAGAAACCUGAAGAGACAGUGAUAGCACCGGUUAAACCGGAAUAUGGAAUUCCGUAUGAUAUUUCGAGCAGAAAAAAGGAGUUUGCAAAAGAAGUUAUAAGUACAAAACUCACACAGGCUGUUCAAGAAAAUAAGAAAGAUGUAAUUGAAAUUACAGCAUUAGAAUACAAACCGAAACAAGAAAUUGUCUAUGAGAGUAUAGAAACGAAAGAAGCAGAGAAGCAUCGCGAACAAAUUAUUGUUCAUAAAACUGCGCCUGAACCACAGAAAGUAACAGUGACACAAUUAGACGAAGAGAAACCACAAGUUACAGAAAUCUCCACGACUACAUUCCUGCAGCGAAAACCAAAAGAAAAACCUUCUCCGAAGGUUACGAAACCUGAACUUCAGAAACCUGAAAUGGUAGAGAUAGCACCCAUUAAACCGGAAUAUGGAAUUGCGUAUGAUAUUUCGAGCAAAAGGAAGGAUUUUGCAAAAGAAGUUGUCAGUACCAAACUUACAGAAGCUAUUCAAGAACCCAAAAAAGAUGUAGUUGAAAUAACAGCAUUAGAAUAUAAGCCAAAACAAGAAAUUUCUUUCGAAAGCAUAGAAACCAAACAGCCGGAGAAACAUCGGGAACAAAUAAUAGUUCACAAAACUAUGCCUGAACCUCAAAAAGUAACAGUGACGCAAUUAGAGGAAGAAAAGCCUCAAGUUACAGAAAUUUCAACAACUACUUUCCAGCAGCGAAAACCAAAAGAAAAGCCUUCUCCGAAAGUCAUGAAACCUGAACGUCAAAAACCUGAAGAAAUAGCACCAGUUAAACCGGAGUCUGGAAUUACAUAUGAUAUCUCGAGCAAAAAGAAAGAAUUUACAAAAGAAGUUAUCAGUACAAAACUUAUGCAGGCUGUUCAAGAAGCUAAGAAAGAUGUAGUUGAAAUAACAGCGUUAGAAUAUAAGCCAAAACAAGAAAUUUCUUUUGAAAGUAUAGAAACUAAACGGCCAGAGAAACAUCGGGAACAAAUUAUUGUUCACAAGACUAUGCAUGAACCAGAAAAAAUAACGAUAACUGAAUUAGAAGAGGAAAAACCGCAAGUAACAGACUUAACUACAACUACAUUUGUUCAGCAAAAACCAAAAGAUAUACUAAAGCCGAAAGUUCCUACUCAAGUGACAACACGUGAGAGUAAAAUAGAAGAGUCGCAUAUUGUGUGUCGUCCAUUAGAUGUCACAUCUCAAAAGUUUACUCAGGAAGUGUUUAAAACAACGGAAAGCAUCAGUCAGAUUCCAGAUGCGCAGAGGAGUACAAUCACUACCCAAGAAACGACGAUUAUAAAACAAGAACUGAUUUCAGAGAAACCUGGCACUGAAAGAAAAAUAACGAUUGAAGACAUAUCACAUAAGCCUGAAAAACUUGAAACGAUAAAAUUGCAACCGCUUAAGUUUCAGAAAACUGAAAUAAAACCCGAAGUACCUCAUUUUGCUCAAGUAAUCCUUCAAAAAACAAAAAUAAAAAGGCAAAAACCUGAAGAAAUGAAGCCAGAAUUUGUCGAUUACCAUUUAAAAUCAUUUACGAUUGGCGAAGAACCUAAACCUCAAACAGCAGAAAUUUCGAAAGCUCUAAAAUCUGUAACCACUGAAAAGACAGAAAUAACGCAUCAAGCGACCACAAAAUUUGGGUUGCGAAAGACCGAAAAGACUUUUACUAAGCCAAAAGUAGAAGAAAAGCAGCCCUUGAAGAAACCAGAAGAUCUUACAGUAACCAUGGAAACGAAAGAGAAGCCAUUCCCUCAAACUGAGAAAAUUGAGGAAGUACAGUUGAAAGAUAAGGAGAGGAAACCUGUAACGAAAGAAAGAGAAAAAAUUGAUAUUGAGUUCAAGUCACGGCAGGAAAUUGUAACGGAGGCUAUUGAAACUCGUAAAGUUACAAAAAAAUCCGAUGUAGAGAAAGAAAUAAUAUAUGAAGAGAUUUCUCACCCUGCUCAAACUUUUGAAGUAGUCAAACUGCAACCAAUUCGAUUUGAAAGAAAAGAAAUUAAACCUGAAAUACCGCUUUUCGCUCAGGUUAAGCUACAACCAGCUAAAAUCGAAAGAUGGAAACCUGAAGAAAUUAAACCUGAAUUUGUUGAUUACAAUUUAAAAUCGUUUACGCUUGAAGAGGCACCAAAACCUCUAAAGGCUGAAAUAUCUGAGCCAUUUGCUCAAGUUAAGCUGCAACCUGCUAAAAUUGAACGAUGGAAACCUGAAGAAAUUAAACCGGAAUUUGUUGAUUACAGUUUAAAAUCUUUUACCCUUGAGGAGGCACCAAAACCCCUAAGGGCUGAAAUAUCCGAACCAUUUAAACUAAAACCGAAGAAAGUAACUACUGUGGACGAAAAAGAAGAAAAAACGCAAAUCACUACUACAAAAUUUGGAUUAAAAAAGGUUGAGAAGCCAUUUAUUACACCGAAGAAGCCAGAAGAAACGAAAGUUUCAGAAAGAAAACUACAAGAUAUUUCGAUUACAUUAACUAAAAGAGAAAAACAAGUUGAUGAAACUGAAAAAGUUGUCAAAGAAAAAGUGACUGAAAGGAAAGAUGAAACAGUCGAUAUUGAGGUCUCAUCGUACAAACCCAAGCAAGAAUUAACGAUCGAAAGUAUCGGCAAACCAAAAGAAGAGGCAAUAAAAAUUUUAGAUGUAAGCGAUAAGCGUCCUAAACCUCAACGGGUCAAAGAUGAUACUACGGAAAUAACUGAAACGACAAUGACCACAAUUACUAAAUUAGAAUACAAGCCUAAAAAGAUCGAAAUUGUUGAGAAAGUAUCCGAGAAAGUAGAAACUGAAGAAAAACCUAUCUUCAAGCCAGAAAUUACUUUGAAAAGUGAAGCAAAACGAAAACCCGAAACCAAAUUCAUUCAAGAAAUAGAAACUGAUUUUGCAGUGUCAUCGAAACAAAGAAUUGUUCAAGAAAUUUCAACUCUGCCAAAGCCAAUAAAAAUAGAAUUUACAGAAUUAAAACCUGAACUAUAUGAAAGAGAGAUUCAUUUAUCUUCCACUGAAGUUGGAGUCGAUGUUACACAAAUUAAAAAGCAAGAUAUUACGUUAGAAAGUAAAGAGAAGCCUUUGCAACAUGUUGAGAAAGAAUUCGAUAUUUCGACUACACAUAAAUCUCUAACGACUACUACUAUGGGUAAAACAGUCACAAAAGGUGUCAAAUCCGUCGAAAAGGUAUCUAAAAUUAUAAAAGAUGAAGAUCAGAAGGUCGAAAUAACAUCACGGAAAAAGGGUCAGGCUGUAAUGGAAAUAGAACAAAUUACAGAAGCGGAAAAAACCGAAUUGUCUCGUUUAAAAAUGAUUUUUCCGGAAAAGAUUCAAAUGGAAGAGAUUAAAACAGUAGAUGAAGUUACUGGUCAUGUUAAGUCGCUUGAAAAGAAAGAAAUGGCACCCAUUUACAAGAUGUCUCCACGCCAAUCGUUAAUUGUAUCAGAAGUUACAGACCAACAGACUCCGGAAGAAAUAACACCGUCUGUUGCCAAAGAUGCUCACGCAUCCGUUAAAUAUACUGUUCAAGAACCACUUUCAGUAGGAGCUGUUGAAUCGGAGGAGAAACCUAAGGAAUUUGCUCCAGGUACUAUACCAGGGCAAGUUAAAGCUAGGACUACAAUAAAAACAAAAGAAUCGCUUUCAGUAUCUGAAGUACAGACUGAAGCCAUACCCGAAGAGCUACAUGUACAAGAGAAACCAACAGCAAAACAAGCUAUUUUGGAUAUGACGCAGAGAGAGACAUUCUUAAUAUCUCAAACUUUGGCAGAUGAACUUCCUGGUCAAUUUGCUGCCGGCAAACUCCCUGGUGAAGUCCAUGCUGGUAUUAAAUGGACAACCAAAAAAUCAGUUACUGUGUCAGAGACGUCCACACAACAAGAAACUGGUAUAAUGGAUGAGCCUAUAAGACCAUCUUCAGCAAUGGCUCUAGUAGGUCUUUCACAGCAAGAAUCCGUUGAAGUAUGCCAAACAACCGCUGAAGAAAAGCCUGGCCAGUUUGCUGCCGGCAGAUUACCUGGAGAGGUUCAGGCUGGUGUGAAACUAACGACUACAGAGACUAUUUCUGUUUCGGAAGUCUCAACUGAACAAAAGCCUGAAGAUCUAGUUAUUCAAAAACGAGCACCUACUGCUAAAGCAGCUGUUGGACUUUCUCAACAAGAGCCUGUCACAGUAUCUCAAGCACAACCAGAAGAAGUUCCUGGCAAAUUCGCUGCAGGCACAUUACCAGGAGAAGUGCAAGCUGGAAUAAAAUGGACAACAAAUAAACCAUUAUCAGUAUCAGAAGUUUCAACUCAACAAGAAUCGGAACAGCUUGAAAUUCAUGAAAAACCCAUCAAAGCUCAAGCUACUUUAGGCAUUCUACAGUCAGAGUCUCUUGAAGUUUCACAGACUCAUCUGGAUGAAACACCAGGCCAGUUUGCUGCUGGAAGAUUACCUGGUGAAGUGCAAGCUGGGGUGAAAUUAACUACAAGAGAAUCGUUAUCUGUCUCUGAAGUUUCUACGCAACAAGAAUCAGAACAGCUUGAUGAGCAGAAAAUGCCGUCUCAAGUUCGUGCAGCAGUUGGAGUAUCUCAGCAAGAAUCAGUCAUGAUAUCUCAACCAUUACCUGAAGAACGACCCGGUCAAUUUGCUGCUGGCAAAUUACCUGGUGAAACGCAAGCAGAUCUUAAAUUUACGACCAAAAAACCAUUAUCUGUUACGGAAGUGUCUGCUGAGCAACAGUCAGAAAACUUAGAAGAGAAGAAAAUGCCUAUCCAAGCCCAAGCAUUUGUAGGACUAACACACCAAGAGCCUAUUGAAAUUAGAGAGACAUUGCCAGAUGAAAAGCCUGAACAUUUUGCAGCUGGUAAAUUACCUGGUGAAGUGCAUGCAGGAAUAAAAGUAACGACUAAAGAAUCGUUAUCUGUAUCUGAAGUUUCUACAGAACAGAUGUCAGAAUCUCUACCAUCAGAAAAGAAACCAGCUGCAGUUCAAGCAAACUUAGGUCUUUCUCAGUUUGAGUCAUUAGAAGUUUCUGAAAUGCUAUCUGAAGAAAAACCAGGGCAAUUUGCUGCAGGAAGAUUACCAGGUGAAGUUCAAGCGGGUGUUAAGUUUAUUUCAAAAAAGCCUUUAACUGUCUCAGAAGUAGCUACGCAGCAAGAAUCUGAAGAGCUUGAAAAGGGGAAGAAACCAGCCGAAGUUGUAGCAUCAUUAGGUAUUUCUCAACAAGAACAUUUGGAAGUCUCUGCUGCCGUGUUAGAAGAGAUGCCAGGACAAUUUAGUGCAGGUAGACUUCCAGGUGAAGUCCAGGCUGGAAUUAAAUUCACUCAUAAGGAGUCAUUAUCAGUAUCGGAAGUUUCUACUCAACAAGAAUCUGAAGUCUUACUAGAUAAAAAGAAACCUGCAACAGUACAAGCUUCUUAUGGUCUUUCUCACCAAGAAUGCAUAGAAGUAUCUGAAACUUUACCUGAGGAAAAACCAGGCCAUUUUGCUGCAGGUAGGUUACCAGGUGAAGUGAAAGCUGGAAUCAAAUUUAAGGCAAGUGAAUCAUUAGCAGUUUCUGAAGUUUCUACUCAACAGCAAUCCGAAGAUUUAACUGAAAUGAAAAAACCAGUUGCGGAAUCAGCAGCUUUAGGUGUUUCACAUCAAGAAUCUGUUCAGGUUUCCGAAACACUCCCUGAAGAAAAGCCAGGACAGUUUGAAGCAGGAAAACUGCCUGGUGAGGUUCAAGCAGGCGUUAAAUUAACUACAAAAACUUCUCUAUCAGUUUCAGAAGUAUGUACAGAGCAAAUAUCUGAAAACCUUGAAGUUAAGAAAAAACCAACAACCGUACAAGCAUUGAUUGGUUUAUCACAGCAAGAAGGAAUAGAGAUACAACAGACUACAGCUGAAGAAGUUCCAGAAAAAUUUGCUGCUGGUAAGCUUCCAGGAGAAGUCCAGUUGGGUAUUAAAUGGACAACAAAGAAACCUUUGACUGUUCUAGAGACAUCUACAGAGCAAGUACCUGAAAAAUUGGAACCUCAGAAAAAGCAUCCAGGUGUUAAAGCUGCAAUCACACUUUCCGCACAGGAAGGUUUUGAGAUAUCUCAGACUUUAGUUGAAGAGAGACCUGGACAAUUUGCUGCCGGUAAACUUCCAGGUGAAGUUCAGGCAGGUGUCAAAUUUACUACUGAACAACCGAUAUCAGUUUCUGAAGUAACAACGGAACAGAAAUCCGAACACUUACCAGAAGCAUCUAAACCAGUUGAAGCUCAGGCGUCAGUUGGUUUACCACAAUUAGAAGGCAUAGAAGUUUCUCAUACUCUUCCAGAAGAAAGGCCUGGGCAUUUUGCUCCUGGAAAACUUCCUGGAGAAGUACAGGCUGGGGUUAAGUUUACAACGAAAGAAUCAAUAAACGUUUCAGAAGUUUCUACGGAACAAACAUCAGAAGAUAUAAUUAAAGCAGAAAAACCACAAGAAAUCACAGCAGGUGUUGAAUUAAUUACUAAGGAGACAGUAGCAGUUUCAGAAGUUAUGCCAGAAAUGAAACCUAGCGACUUUGAAACCCAAGAGAUUCCUGCCGGUUUUAGCGCAGAAAGUAAAUUUGUGUCUAAACAAACAGUUUCAGUUGAAGAAGUUGUUACAGAACUCAGUACCAGCGAUCUGAAACUUGCAAAAAAACCAACUAGUAAAAAAUUAGAUUUUGAGGUUAUCAGUACCGAUUCUUUAUGUGUAUCUGAAACUGUCACUGGUGAUAUUCCAAAAGAUCUUGUAAGAAAAGAAACUCCUUCUGGAGAGAUUGCUAAAGUCACUGUACCUCAUCAAGAAUCAGUGGCUGUUUCAGAAAUUACUUCGGCAGAUUUCCCAUCGGAGUUAACUCUUGAGAAAAAACCUGCAGAAGUAACAGCCCGUACAAAAUUUUUACCAAAAGAUUCUUUGGAUGUUUCCGAAGUAACAACUGCAACCAGCACAAAAGAGCUUGUUCCUGAGAAAGCCCCUGAACAGGCAUCGGCUUUAAUAUCUUACACACAUCAACAAUCUUUCGCUGUACAAGAAACGAAAACAGAAGAAAACUUUGAAGAUUUUCCAGAGCAGAAGAAACCAAAGGAGAAGAAAGCAGGCUAUGCUUUAACUAAAAAUGAUCAUAUCAGUGUGUCUGAAAUAAUCACAGAGACUCAGGCCAGUGAAUUGUUGGUUGAUAAAGCUCCUGUUGGCUCAACGGCUGUUUUCUCACUAACAUCUACUGAACAUGUAUCGAUCUCGGAAGUCACUUCGGAGACUAAAGCAGAGAAUUUAGAUGUUUCUGAAAAAAUCCUUCCAAGUGUUGCAAAAGUAGCCCUUUCACCUCAUGAAUCUUUUAUAGUAUCAGAAGUCAUAGAGGAAACAAGGGCUGCUUCGCUAGAAAGAGAGAAGGCACCAGCUGAGGCCAGCGCUCGAGUUAAGUUCAUCCCAGAGCAACAUGUGGCAGUGUCAGAUGUUGAAACUCAAGCUGUGACCGGUGAGCUCGUGGAAGAGAAAAAGCCAGAUACCAAACAGGUCGAAAUGGUUGUAUCAUCUCAACAUACUCUGAGCGUUUCAGAGGUCCAAACGCAAGAAAAGGCAAACGAAUUUAAACCAAAUGAGCUUCCUGGAACCCAUAAAGUAGAUAUAUUAUUGCCAGCGGAAGUCGCUACAGAAGUGUCCGAAGUACUCACGCAAGGUCAUACAAAGGACCUGAAGGACGGUGAACUUCCAGGAACUGAGAAAGCAGAAAUAUCUAUCCCAUUCGAAUUAGCAAUGCAGGUACUGCAAGUACUGGAGAAUAGUUCUGUCGGCGAUAUAAAGCCUCAAGAAAUGCCUGGAACUAAGAAAGCCAAUGUUUCCAUUCCGUCUGAACUCGCAACUCAGGUAAUGGAAGUGUUAGCUGGCAGCUCUGUGGGAGAUCUGAAAGUUCUGGAAAGACCAGGAUCUAGGCAAGCUGACGUGGAGUUCUCCCCAGAUAUCGCUGCUGAAGUGUCCAUGGUCGUACCUCACAGCACUUUCCAGGAACUGAAGGCGGGUGAAAUACCGGGUUCCAAAGAAGCAGAAGUCAGUGUGCCUUCCGACGUCGCUAUGCAAGUCUCAGAAGUGACAACCCAGGGAUCACUGGUAGAACUGUCGGAAGAAAAGCCAAGCACUGCAACAGCUCAAGCAAGCAUACCGUCUGAGUUGGCUAUGCAAGUGCUGGAAAUACUUAGCAAUAGCUCUGUUGCAUCUCUCACUGCAGAUACCAUGCCGGGCGCAAGAAAAGUCGACGUCAUUCUGCCUUUUGAAGUGGCAACACAGGUAUAUGAAACACUGGCUCACAGCUCACUGGGUGAUAUGAAACCGGAGGAGAAACCUUCAGCUUACUCGGCUGCUGUCGGGGUCGUUGAAAAAGUAUCUGUACAGGUAUCUCAAGUAACUCCAGAUCUUGGACUGGGUGAUGUUCAAUUGGAGAAACUUGUGCAACGAAAGGCGACACAGUCUGCAAAACCAGAUCUUCCCAUGGCUCAAUCUGAAACUGUCCAAGUUCUAGUGAUGGCAGGAGAUGAAAAACCCUCAAGGGAAGAAGUGAAGAGACAUCGGGCUGAAGUUGCUCUACGUCGUAAAGUGAAGAAAGAGGAUGAAGUGAUAAUCUCAGAAGAGGAGGAGGAGGAAAAGAAACAGAAAGGCAUCGAUGUAAAAAUACGUUCUGCUUCUCGCGAUACUAAUGGGGAACUAAAGACAGUUUUAACACGAACAACUGAAAAUGAAACCGACAUAAGGGACGCGGAAAUAGAUAUUGACUUGACAUCUAAAAUAACAACACCGAUUGAUGUGCGUUCUUCAAAAGUCGACAAACGCACUUCGAUUCUCAAAGUUACAAAAAAGGGAAAGCGGGUAGAUUUGAUCGAAGAAACGGAUUUGUAUAAAACAGGCAUUGAGUUCGAUAGAGAAUAUGAAUCUACUAUAAGGAUAAAAGAAAAGCCCGAAGAGGAAAUAGUUGUUGAAUUGGUUGAAGAUAAGAAAAUACCUGAAGAAGAUCUGAAGAAAACUUCUGCGAAACUGGAGAAAACUCGAAAAUUAGAAAUAACUGAAUUGGAUACCGAAGAAGAGAAACCAGUUCCAAAGAAACCAUUGUCUAUCGACACAAUAAGUAAACGAAGUGUCACUGAGGAAAUUGAAGUAGUUUUGCAACCAGACGAAAAAUCGGAACUCUAUCGGGAUAGCAUAAGAUUAGAGAAAGAUAAGAAGCCUGAAUUUGAAGCACGAGUGUCGUUGCAAGAAAUCUCAGAAACUGAGAGUCUUAAAAAAACCAAACCAAAAGAUAAGGAAAAAGCGAAGAUUGAGACCAAAAAGAAAUCACGACCUGAAAAAUCUGAAGACCAUCUGGAAAUGAAACUUGAAGACGAGGACAGACCAGAAGAAACGUCGCUUAAAAUAAAAAAGAAACCUCGUGAUAAAUUCGAAGAAGAAGCUCGUCUCGAAAUAAAGCCUGAUGAUAAAGAUACAACAGAAAAGGUAUCGCUUAAGACGAAAAAGAAACCUCUUGAGAAGUCUGAAGAUGAAAUUUAUCUGGAUAUUAAACCUCAAGAUAAAGAUGUAGUAGAAAAGAAGACAGUUAAGAAGAAGCGUCGAGUAGAAGUUGAAGAAGUUCAUGUAGAAAUGAAGCCUGAAGAUAAGGAUAAAAUAGAAAAAAUAUCGUUUGAGAUUGAAAAGAAGCCUCAUGAAAAGUUGGAAGAAGAAGUCUGUGUGGAAAUUAAACCUGAAUACAAGGAUAAAACAGACAAAAUAUCGCUUGAGAUGAAAAAGAAAUCUCGUGAAACUUUUGUAGAAGAAAGUCACGUAGGGAAGAAGCCUGAAGACAAGGAUAUAGCAGAAAAGGUUUCCCUCGAGGUGAUAAAGAAGCCUCAUGAGAUGUUUGAAGAAGAAGUCCAUUUGGAUAUGAAACCUGAGGAUAAAGAAAAAACAGAAAAGGUGUCGCUUAAAAUGAAAAAGAAACCUUGUGAUAAGAUUGAAGAAGUGCAUGUGGAAAUAAAACCAAAAGAGAAAGAUAAAACAGAAAAGGUAUCGAAAAUGAAAAAGAAACCUCGUGAUAACCUUAAAGAAGUCCAUCUGGAUAUGAAACCUGAACAUAAAAAUGAAAUAGAGAUUUCUAAAGUUUCAGUUACCCUAGCGAAAGAAGAGCAUCCUGAGGAGACUGAGAGCAUAAUUAUAGAAAAGAAAAAGAAACCGGAUCAGGAAAUCAAGAUUGAUGCUAAAGCAAAAAGCGAAAAAGUGUCUACAGUAAUAGAUCUAGAAAAAGAGUUUUUAAGCCGAACAAAACUAGAUAUUUCUCCAGCGGAAACUGAUAAAUCAGAAGAAAAUAUCGUUCUUUUUGAAGCGGAAGUUGUAGAAAAUGUUCCCGAAGAACAUUUAGCUAAACCCGAUAUCGCUAAAGUUUCUUUUGUAACUCACAGUCCGUUAACUGUUACUGCUGUUAUGUCCGAAAGUAGAGAAGUAACUUCUCAACAUAUUACUCCAGAAGCAAAAACUGCUUUGUCAAGUUUGCUCGAACAAAGUGCUUUAAUAGUUUCUGUGACGAAACCAGAAACAAAAGAAGAAGCUUUUUCAAAGAAACCAGAGUUACACAGAAAAGCAGAUAUGGAAUUUUUAGCUGAAAAUUAUAUUACUGUAACUGAAACAAAACCUUCGGAUGUGGAAGAUGAAUUAAAAAUAGAUAGUGUUGUUAAGUCUCUUGCGAAAUGUCUGAUAUCACCUGCAAAGCAUAUGACAAUAGAUGAGAUAAAUAUUCAAGGAAUGGUUUCGAAACUUAAGUUAGAAGAAGGACCUAAACAUCAAGCAUUUUAUAACAUUCAGACAUCUCAACCUAUAUCUGUCGAAGAAAUUAUUUCAGGCACAAAGGAAUUACCACUCUCUCUUGAGCGACUGGAUGCCCAUAAAGCGAUAUCAGAAAUCAGUCCUUUAAGACAUCUCGAAAUAUCAGAGACUCAUUCAGAAAGUCACUCUGUUGAUCUCAAACAACCAUUCCAUGUAGCACAAAAAGCAACACAAAAAAUAACAACACAAGAUGCUAUGAUUGUGGAGGAAAUUGAUGUAUCUGGUAUUGGCAGUGAUAUGCAGGUUCACGAGGCAAAAGCAAAAAAUGCAAUCGAGAGGGUUAUUUUAGGCCAGGGACUUUCAAUCACUGAAGUAUUACCAGAAGUAAAGGAAACAAGCAUAAGCCCUGUUAUGUUGCCCAAACCAGUGACAGCAUCCGAAACUAUGCCGAUCGAUUCAUCUAUAGAAGUAUAUGACACUUUUCUUCUUAGUAACGUAAAAGAAAUGCCUCAACACGUACCUUCUUUAAACACUGCUGAUGUUAAUUUCGUUGCGAAUGAAAAUAUUUCUGUCAUGGAAACAACACUAGCUCAACAAGAAGGAAAUCUUGAAAUGCCUCACAAAAUUUCAGAAGUGUUUCCCAAUUUGAUACUUACAACUGGCCAAAGUGUGCUAGUAUCGCAGAUCUACCCUCAUGACAAAGAAUCAACUUAUAGUCCAAUUAAAACAGCAGCCCUUAGUGUAAAACCUAAGUUUAUUAAAAGUGAAGCUAUUGAUAUAACAGAAGUUUCUCUUAGUGACAAGGAGAUAAAUCUAUCAAUACCUACAACCAAAGCAGAGUUGACAGCCACAAGUUCUGUGUCAUUAGCAGAGGCUGUCAUUGUAACUGACACUCAAGUUCAGUCCAAAGAAAGGCCUGGGGUAGUUGUAGAAUAUGAGGUUAAAAAAGCAUCUGAAGCAUCCAUGCCUUCAAAGUUUGCGGUAACAAUCACAGAAACUGAAAUUUCUGAAAGCAGUGAUAUUUUACCAAAACCGAAAACAUAUACAGAACGUCUUCAGACUCGCUUCAUUGCAGAAGAUGCUGUGUUAGUAGAAGAAGUUUGCUUAGAGGAUAAAGAAGGCGCAAUGAAACCUGAAGCAAAACCCAAUCCCAAACAUAUAGCUUCCUCCUUUGUUCCCGAACGCGCUCUGGAUAUUAGUAUUGGAGAAACGUUCGAUAAAGAAACAAUAUUCGAAGAAAGAUCAUCCAAAUCAUUUUGUGCAACAGAGACUUUGCAAACAACAGAUGGUGCAAUACAAGUAUAUUCUGAAAAUUACCAAAAAGAUGAUCGACUGGAGACGAUAGAAGAGGAUGUUACAAAACGUUUCGCUGCUGCUGAGUAUUCAACUCAUUCAGCCAUCUCUGUUUUCGAAGCCGGCACCCAAAUGCGUGAAGAAAUUUUAGAGGAAGAUAUAAAGCCACUUGAAUCUGCGGUAGCGAAAGAAAGCUUGCCAGCGCAGAAAUCAGCACUUGAAAUUUUGGAAACUCAGAGCGUAGAUCAAGAAGGAGCGUGGUCUAAGGAUUGGCGACCUGAAGGGAAGUAUGCAGAGAGAGAAUUACAGACUGAAGAAGCUUGCACAGUUUCUGUUACAGAAACAAAUGUUGCAGAAGAGAGUUUAGAAAUAGACACGAAACCAAUGUUAAGAACUCCGCGUUUUAACGUGAUAUCGCAAGAAGCGGUAUCAGUAUCAGAAACUACGACCCAUAUGAAGGAAGGUGGAAUAGAAACUCAUAUAAUGCCUCGAGGAACAAUAGCAACGAAGAGCUUAAUGGAAGAGGUGGCGCUAGAAAUCUUAGAAACAGAACUUGGUUUGAAAGAAAGUGAUUACAAACCUCUUCCAUUACCAGUCGGUAAUAAACUGACGCCUCGUGUCGAAUACAAACCAGAGAAAGCAGUAAGUGUUACCGAAAUGCAACCUAAUGUAAUGGAAGGAUUAUUGGAAAAGCAAGUCUUUAAAACAGAUAAAGUAAACAUUUCUCUAGGAGAAAAAGAAGCAAUAUUCAUCGAACAAAUUUCGCACAUGGGACAAGUAGAUGAGCUACGUGACAUGCAUCCUGAGUCGAAACAUCUUCAAGUCCAAAUGGCACCCCAAGAGGCCUUAGAAGUAUCGGAUGUGAAGACAGAACAUAAAGAAAGCAAUCUGCUAAUCGAAGAUAAAUCAACCCUUUAUAAUGCAGAUGUGAGUAUUAUUCCUCGAGAAGCGUUAUCGGUUAUCGAAAUCAAAUCAGCUUUGCGUGAAGAAGAUUUUCUAGAAACUCUUACACCUGCAUAUAAGAAAGCAUCGCCUUCUUUGCAAAUAGAACAAGCUCUAGCUGUUGAAGAAGUCGAAACUGCAUCUUCAGAGAAUGAUCUAAAACAGCAAGCGAAGCCUUUUUCAUCCCAAGCUAAUAUUUCUGUUAUUGCAGAAAAAGCUGUAGAAGUAUCUGAAGUUCAGUUGAGUCAUGUUAGUGAUGAUAUAACAGAUACCAAGUUACCUGAUAUAAAGACUGCAUCUAAAUCUUUAGAAACAGGAGCUAGCUUGAUUGUUCAAGAGAUUACUUUAGCAGAAAUCACUGAAACUUGUGAAGCACGAUUAGAUUUCUCAAGCUCAAAAUCUGCAAACCUGUCAUUGGAGCAACACGAAACUGUUUCAGUUUCCCAGGUGGAAUCUAUGCUUGGUGAAACUCAUAUGCCUGACUUCCGUUUACCUCGACCAAAUCAAAUAUCCGCUUCCCUUGCAACAGUUGAACCGCUGGAAGUGAGCUCUGUACAUGUUUCGGAGGGAGGAAAGGAAAUGAAAAUUUCCGCCAAACCCGAAAGUGACAAGGCCGGGUUUUCGUUUCCGCAAAUUGAAACAUAUACUGUAUGCUCCGUGCAAACAGGUGAUACUGUAGCGGAUACUCCUGUCUUACCUCAUCCAGACACUGCCGAAGGUAGCCUCAGUGUAGUAUGUAAUCAGUCGGUGGGAAUUUCUGAAGUUCUUACCAAUACUAGGGAGGUAUCGUUAGAAGUAGAAAAAAUGAAAUUACCUGUUUCAGCAGAUAUAUCAUAUAGUGCCCCACACGUACCAUUAACAGUUUCUGAUGUUCAUGUAAAAUCUGAAACACAUGAUUUAGGUAUGAUGGCACCCAUCACACAUAAGGCCGAUGAAUAUGUAUCAGUGAAAGAAAGUGUUGAGAUUUCGGACGUAACAAUAUCAGAAAGUACACACGAAGCUGGGGCUACAGACAUACCACAGCGAAAAGCGGCGCUUUUAACACUAAUUCCAAAACACACAUACACUUUUUCAGAACAUGAAACGUUAGGUUCAGAGACAACACUAAUACCAGAAAAGUUAAAUAUUUCUAAAACUUCACCGUCCUUAGUUCCCCAUGAAACCGUAGAAAUAAAUAUUUCAAAAUAUGCUAUCAAAGAAAGUCAACUUCUUCCAGAUGUUUUUCCAAAAAAUCAAACUGCAAAACAAAUUGUUUCUCCUUUCGACCACUUGGUCAUAGAGGAAGCUUUAACACAGCAAAUACCAGGAAUGUAUGAACAACAGCUACGGCCGGAGGAAAAAGAAGCUAUAAAAAGUUUUGUCUGCUACAGUCAUCUGGCAACGUCUUUCCAGCAAACGUCAGGCACAUGCGAGAGUGAGCUUAUCCUUGAAAGUAAAGCUCAAACUCAUACUGCCGAUAUUCAUAUCACACCAAAUCAGCCGAUUGAAGUUUCUCUUACACAACCGGAAACAAAGGAAAGUACUUUUACUUCAAAAAUUUUAACUUCCAAAACUGCAAAAUCAAGUGUUCCUUUUGCUGAAGCAGUAAUUACUGAAGAAGUCACGCUUUCUGCGGGUACCGGAGAGUAUGUCGUAGUCCAGCCUUCCAAAGAUGUCGCAAAAGUCGACUUUACGAAUGUUGUAUGCCCUUCUGUUUUAGAAGUUAGCACAGGGGAAGUAGAAUCUAUGCUUAAUAUACCUACGUUACCUAAACAACAUUCCCUAGAUUUUCAAGUAACUUCACAAGAAUCUUUAACCGUUGCAUUUGUUCAAGCAGAUGAUACUUCAGAUAUCCUGGAAGGUGAUUCUAUGCCAUCAACAAAAUCUAUGACAGCUGUUCUUCUGCCAAUGCAACCCUGCGUGGUAGAAGAAGUCACUACCGCUUCUAAAGAAGCUGAAUUGUCGGUAGAACAUAAGCUACGGCCAGAAGAAGCCUCAGAGGCCUUCCUUGCCCAUGAAGCAACUUCCGUUUCUGAAAUCGUAACUCAUUACAAAGAAGACGCUUUGCAUCCACGAGCUAGGAUACCCAGUGCAGCCGCUGACGUUUCUGUUUCUCGGCAGUUUGGCAUAGAAGUCUCCAGUACUAUUGCAUCUGAACAAGAAAUUUGUUUAAAAGAUAUCCCUAUUCCAAAAGAGCAGCAUGCAGAAAGGGAGCUGUCUUCAGUAUUUGCAAUGAGUGUUGGAGAACAUGUAGUCUCGGAAUUAACAUCUCCUGCCACUUUACCCUUAACUUCAGUACUAGAAGAAAUUGCCGAUGUCCAGGUAGCAUCUAAUUAUCCAGUUUCUAUUUCAGAAACGGCGUCAGAACUCCAUGAAACAGAUCUCAAAGAAACAGUGAUGGCAUCAAAGGUAGCGGCAGUAUCACUUUUAGAAAAUGUAACAGCAUCAGUAGAACAGAUAUCUGUUUGUGAUACAUCUUCUGACCUAAAACCGGAUAUCAAACCUGCCACCCACAAAGCAGAUACAGUACUUAUACCUCAAAAGUCUAUUAUUGUGAAAGAAACACAAUGGGAUCAGAAAGAAACUCUAUUCGAGCGGGAGAAACUACCUCUUCAAGAUGCUAAACAGCACAUAUCCCUGACAAGAGCCGUAGAGAUAUCAGAAUAUUCUUCUCAGACCAAAGAGGAGGCGUUAGCUCCUCAGAUUAUGCCACAGACUCACGAAGUUGAAGUUAUCGUGCCAGCGGAGGAAGCAUUAAGUGUUACAGAAAUAAACGUGGAUGAUAUAACUGGUAAACUUUCUCUGAAGAAUAUACCAAAAGAAGAUUUUGCUUCAUUACAGUUGUCUUUACAUGAAACUGUCUUAGUUGAAGAACAAAAACAAGCAGAAAAAGAAGCUGAUAUUAAAAUAAAAGAAUUACCUGCGUCUAAAAUCGCCUUACCAAUUUUACCGCUUAAGAAGCAUUUACAUGUAUCUGAAGUUACAGCUGGCACUACAUUUGAGCAGUUGAUUGUGCAGGAAACUCCAAAGGAAAUCACAGCCGAUGUGCUGCUUUCAACUCAGCAGAGUAUUGUAGUUUCAGAGACGACAUCUGGGAUUAGAGAAGACACCUUAAUCCAGCCACAAGCACCAAAAGAACACAGAGUGGAGCCUGAAUUUUCAGAAAUUCAACCUUUGUAUACUUCGGUAACAGAAACAGAAACAAGAGAACAGGAAAUGCUUCCAGAAAAGAAACCCAUGGAAGGCCAAGCUAUGAUAAGCGUAAGGCCUGAAGAUAGUGUACAGAUUUCUGAAGUACAAACUCAUUUGAAAGAAGGAGUAUUUAUACCAUCUGGCCCUACUGGUGAGGUUCUUGUACCAUUUUCUUUACCAACUGAGGAGCAUAUAACGGUUUCAGAAGUGCAGAUAUCUAAUAAAGAAGGCGAUUUAAAACCUUCAGAAAAACCAAAAUUAUUCAGUGCCGAUGUUUCGGUAUCCCAGGUUAAGCAUCUGACAGUUUCUCAAGUAGAAACACAAUUAAAAGAAGAUGAAUUCAUUCCUGUAAAAAUUCCCGAUAUGUUAAGCGCUGGAAUGACAAUACCAAGCAAAGAACACGUAGUAAUAACUCAAGUUGAUUCUGAAAUGAAAGAAAGUAUACUGAAAACCAAAGAAAUGCCUGCUGGCACGGUAGCUGAUGUACAAAUGCCAACAGCGGAACAUAUUGUCAUAAGUGAUGUUAUUUCAGAAGAUAAAGAAGGAACGCUGAAUGUUUUGAAAACACCAAAAUCCAUAUCGGCUAAAUUUACUCUUCCCGUCGAAGAACCUAUUCACGUUUCUGAUAUUAUGGUUUCCCAAAAGGAAGGACUCCUAGAAGAAUUGAAAAUACCUGAUACAGCAACAGCUCCUUUUACUAUACCGACAGAGAAACAUGUCACUAUUUCACAGACUGAAACAUCUGUCAUGGAAGAAAAAUUAGUAGUAGAUAAAAUGCCAAAUACCGUUACUGCAGGAAUGUCUGUUCCUCUUGAAGAACAUAUCGUGGUCAGUGAAACUCCUUCGGGUGAAUUUGAAGAAACUCUCGAUAUUCAAAAACUUCCUCGAGCACUUACAGCAGAUUUUACAGUUCCAACUAAAGAGCACAUAAUUGUUAGUGAAGUUCUAACUCCAGUAUCUGAGGACACACUAGCACCCGAUAAGAAACCUUUACAAUACUCAGCAGAUCAAAAUUUAAUAUUUGAAGAACAUAUUACAGUAUCAGAAGUUGAAACCGCAAGCAAAGAAGCCGUGCUUGAAGAAAAAACGAAACCAAAAACUGACGCAGCUGGCGUAAGCGUACGCACGGAUGAACAUGUGGUCGUAUUUUCUGUGCAACCUAAUAUUGGAGAAGCAGAAUAUAUUGCAGCCCCUAUUGGACAAAAUGCUGAAAUGAACGUGCCCGCUGAAGAACAUGUAACAGUGCUUGAAAUUACAUCAAAUGUAUCGGAGCAAGAACUUAAAGAAGAAAUGAAGCCAUCUACCGCCAAAGCUGGUUUCAGUUUUCUUACUGAAGAACAUGUUUUCACAUCUGUUGUUGAAACUAGUUUAAAGGAGGAUGUUUUCAUGAAAGAUAAACUUCCUGCAACAGUAAAGGCAAAAGCUACUUUGCCAGCAGAAACACACGUAAUUAUUUCUGCUGUAGAAACAGAAGACAAGGAAGGGGAUCUUCAAACUAGAAGAAUUCCUGAUGAAGUCCAAGCUGGCUUCUCUUUAACUACUUUAGAACAUGUAACCGUCGGAGAGAUUCAGAGCCAGUCCUCUGAGAAGGAACUUGCUCCUGAAAGAUUACCUUCCACCGUUGUUGCAGAUAUGUCUGUGUUAAAGAAAGAGCAUAUAACAGUAUCUGAAGUUUUAUUGGACAUGAAAGAGGGUGAAGUCUCUGCGUUUAAAGCACCAGCAAGUGUUAAAACAGAUUAUUCUAUAAAAACUGAAGAACAUGUUAUUGUUGGAAAAGUUGAUGUUCAGUCUAAAGAAAAAGAAUUGAUACCAGAAAAACUACCAGCGUCAUCUAGAGCAGACUUGAGCGUAUCUACUCAAGAACAUUUAGAAAUUAUAGAAACACCCAUUCAAAUGAAGGAAAGUGAACUUGCACCAGACAAAAUACCGCUAAGCGCGUCAGCAAAACUUACAAUACCAUCUCAAGAACAUGUAUCCAUAUCCGAUGUCCAGGAAACAACUCAGACGCAAGAACUAACACUUGGACCAUAUGCCAUUCCUGCAGAAGCUGAAAUCAAAGUAUCCCCUGAAGAUCAUCUUAUAAUUUCAGAAAUGGUAGUUAGUCAAAAAGAAGGAGAAGUGCUUGCAUUAAAGAAGCCACAAGAAGUUCAGGCUGGCUUUACGGUUCCAACCGCUGAGCACAUCGUCGUUUCUAAAGUAGUUGCGGAAAGUAGAGAAAGCGAUCUAGCGAAAGAUGAGCUUCCUUCUCAAGUGAAAGCAGAUUUCUGUGUACCAGGAGUUGAGCAUGUUACUGUUUCUGAAGUUUUAUUAGAUAUGAAAGAAGGUGAAGUUGAAAUAUUCAAAAAGCCUGCAACUGUCAAUCUAGAUUACUCUCUAAAAACUGAAGAACAUGUUAUUGUAGGGAAAGUAGACGUUCAGUCAAAAGAAAAAGAAUUCGCGCCAUCGAAGUUGCCUCUGUUUUCUACAGCAGACUUUAGUGUAUCUACUCAAGAGCAUUUAGAAGUUACAGAAACACCCAUUCAAAUGAAAGAAAGCGCACUUGCACCAGAUAAAUCACCUCAAAGUGCAUCCGCAAAAUUGACGAUACCACCUCAAGAGCAUGUGUCAGUUUCCGAUGUACAAGACACAGUUCAAACUCAAGAAUUACUGGUUGCGCCAUCUGUCGCUCCUGCUGAAGCUGAAAUCAAAAUAUCCCCAGAAGAUCACCUCAUAGUUUCAGAAAUGGUAGUCAGUCAAAAGGAAGGCGAAGUUGCUGAAUUAAAGAAACCACAAGAAAUGCAUGCAGGCUUUACGGUACCAACUGCUGAACAUGUUAUUGUUUCCAAAGUGGUUGCGGAAAGUCGAGAAAGUGAUUUAGUCAGAGAUGAGCUUCCAUCUCAAGUCACAGCUCAUUUCCGAGUACCAAGUGUUGAGCAUGUUACCGUUUCUGAAGUUUUACUAGAUACGAAAGAAGGGCAGGUUGAAGCAUUCAAAAAACCGGCAACUGUCAAUCUAGAUUAUUCCAUAAAAACUGAAGAGCAUAUUAUUGUAGGGAAAGUAGAUGUGCAGUCGAAAGAGAAAGAAUUUGUACCAGCAAAGCUGCCUAUUUCUUCUUCAGCAGACUUAAGUAUAUCUACUCUAGAGCAUUUAGAAAUUUCAGAGACGCCCAUUCAAAUGAAGGAAAGCGAACUUGCACCAGACAAAUCACCACAAAGUGUAUCUGCAAAGCUGACAAUUCCAUCUCAAGAACAUGUAUCGGUCUCCGAUAUCCAAGAAACGACUCAGACGCAAGAAUUAACUCUUGCACCAUCUGCUAUUCCUGCUGAAGCUGAAAUUAAAGUAUCCCCUGAAGAUCAUCUGAUAGUUUCCGAAAUGGUAGUUAGCCAAAAGGAAGGAGAAGUUGCUGAGUUAAAGAAACCUCAGGAAAGGCAUGCAGGCUUCACCGUACCAACAGCCGAACAUAUUAUUGUUUCGAAAAUAGUAGCAGAAACCCGAGAAGGGGAUUUAGCCAGAGAUGUACUUCCAUCUCAUGUAACUGCCGAUUUCCGAGUGCCAGGCAUGGAGCAUAUUAUUGUUUCACAGGUUGAAGCUGGGACCGCUGAGGAAGAACUCAAAGAGGAAUCUAAACCUCUAUCAGUGAAAGCAGAGUUUACUCUUCCGACGUCAGAGCAUGUAGUCGUAUCAGAAACAGACCUGAAUGUGAAAGAGAGCGAAAUGGCUGCGUUCGCAAAACCCAAAGUGUCUAAAGUUGACGUUACGUUGCCAUCAGAGAAACACAUUGAAAUUAGUGAAGUAGAGAUCGACGUAAAAGAGAAAGCAUUUGCUCCUGACAAAGCACCAUUAACUGCUCAAGCAUCGUUUACUAUACCAACUGAUGAGCAUGUCAUUGUUGUGGAAACUGCUACCCAUCAAAAGGAGAAUACGUUAGCAGCAGAUCGCAGGCCUUCAGAAGCAAGUGCUGAUGUGACUGUAUCAUUUAAAAAGCAUGUGCUUGUUUCGGAAGUGCAAACUGAAACUAAAGAAGAUGUAUUUGAUGAGCUGGCACCUAAAAGAGUGGUUGCUGAUUUGACUGUUUCUCCUGAGGAGCAUGUCAUUAUAAUCGAAACGCAGUCGCAGACAAGAGAAGAAACUUUACAACCUGAGAAAGCACCAAAGGCAGUAACUGCUGGUUAUACCGUACCAACAGCAGAGCAUGUAGAAAUAUCGCAGGUUGAGACAGAAACUCGUGAAAUCGAACUAAAAGUACAAGAAAAGCCUAAAGAGGUAACAGCAGGUUUCACAAUUCCAACUGAAGUGCACUUUGAAGUGUCAGAAAUUGAGUCUCAUAUUAAAACGGAAGAAAUGAAACCAGAAAAAAUUCCAUCUGCAUCUAAAGCUGAUGUUUCAGUGCCAACUAAAGAACAUGUAAUCGUUAGUGAGACAGAAAGUAAUCUUCAAGUUAAGGAGUUUUCUGUUGGCUUGCCUCAUCCAGAUAGAGCUAAACAAACUUUGGCUGUCAAAGAACCAAUAAAAAUUGAUGAAGCGCCUGCAGAAGUUAGCAUUGAAGAGCAAGUGACUCUUCCCGAAAGGAAACAACGGCCAAUUACAGAAAAGAAAGAUGCAACACAAAGUUUCAUUGAUAUUGUUCUCGAGGAAGCAGCUGAAUUCGUUGUUCAGAAACGUGAAGAAAUAGUUUUAGAGUCUUCUGAAGUUGCUCUUUCUUUGAUUGCUGAUAUAUCCGAAGAAAUACCAACAAGAAAAGAACCGGUAUUAGAGCAAUUUUCUCCUUUCACAGUAACACUUCCAGAAGAACAGGAUGUCACAGAAGAAAUGAAAGAAUCUUCAAUAAUGAAAAAGCGAACUGUUAAAACUGUUCACAAAAAAACAAAAGAUGGUAAAAUCAUUGAAGUGAAAGAAGUUUUUGAAACAUUUACGUCAGAGCCCAUUAUGUCUAAACCAACAAUCGAAGAUGUGACAGAAUUUGAGGUGGAGACACUUGAACCUACUCCUGAACAACAGCCUGUCAUCGAAGAGAUAGAGGAAUUGACCCCAUUAAGUCAGGAAAUAUCUGAGAAACCAGAAGAAUUACUUGCCACAGUUGAAGAAGUUGUGCCUGAUUCGAAGCGAGAAGAAACUAGCAUCACUUUGAAAAAGAAACCUAAACGAAAAACAGACAUGGAACCUGUUGUACGAACUGACGAAGAACCAGAGGAAGUGGAGGAAACUGUUAUAACCAUAAAGAGAAAAGAAUCGGUUAUCGAAGAAAUUGAAACAAUUCCUGCGCCGAAAGAGGACGUUCGAUUACCAACAGAGGAGCAGAUUAUCUCCAUACCUCAUGUUGAAACUGUAGAAGAAGGCGUAGAGAUUCUCAUUGAAGGCUCCGAGGAUAUUUUGCCUAAAGCAGAAGCCAAAGUAAAGAGGGAAGGACCAGAGGUAUUCGUGUCUGAAAUCAGCGAAACUAAAGCGGAGUAUGCUAAGGAGGACAAAAUACCUGAAAAGAAAACAGUAGAAAAAGUAACAAUAAAGAAACAAAAAUCUGGAAAAGUACCAGAUGAAGAAAAGGAAAUUCCUGCAGAAGUUACGCCAGAAAAGAAAGAAGAUGUAGAAACAGCGAAAAUAAAGCUGAAACCAAAGCCAAAGGUAAAAGACGAUGAAGUAGAAAUAGCAAAAGUAAAAUUGAAACCAAAGAAAAAACCCGAGGAGGAAGAAGAAAUAGUUAAAGUGUCAUUAGAAGUACCCGAAGAAAAAGCCGAGAAACCAGAAAGUGUCGAUAUAUCAUUUAAGAAGGAAGUGGAGAAAAUAACUGUGCCAGAAGAGAAAACAACCGGCGUUGAAGAAUCAAAAGUAAUCCUGAAAAAGCGAAAAAAGAGUUUGCCAAAAGCGGAAGAAGAAAAGGUUAUACUGCCCGAUGUAGAGGAGAAAGCUGAAGUAACUCUAAAACGUAAACCAUCGGAGGAAACUGAAAAACCUGCUGAAGAAGGUAAAAUUGAAGAAAUUUCGUUCGUCUUAAAGCCUACAAAAUUAACAAGCGAUGAACAAAGUCAGAAGCCUGAAGUAGCUGAAAUCGUUGAUCAACCUACUGUAAGCGAAGCAGAAAAAACUGUUACUCUAAAAAAGAAGCCUAAGAAACUAGAAGAGAAAAAAGAAGUAACUGUGAUCGAAGGGGAAACCAAAAAAGUUGAGAAGUCUUCAGAAGAAAUAAUUACUUUUGAUAUAAAGAGGAAGCCUUCUGUUUCUGAAAAGGCUCCGGCACCAGUUGUUCUCGAAGAGAUUGAAGCCAAAGAAGAGGAAAUUAUCGAACAUGCGGAAAUUAAAAUAAAGAAGAAACCAAAGGAAGAAGCGCCUGAAGAAGUUACUGUUGUAAAGGAGCCUUCAGUAGAAGAACGAAAAGAAGAAGUUAUAGAACAAGCAGUUUUAAAAGUAAAGAAAAAGCCUAAGAAAGAAGAAAAACCAGACGUAGAGCAAGUACAAGUAAUCUUAAAACCAAAAGAAAAAGAAUUAGAAGAAAUACCGGUAGAAGUUACAGUUCAACGCAGACCUUCUAAACCUGAAGAAACAAAAGAAGUUGAAAGUGCAGUUAUAAAGUUAAAGAAAGAAGAGAAAAAACCAGAAGAAAUCAUUGAGGAAAAGAAGAUUUUGAUUAAAGAAGAUAAACCAGUUGAAGAUGUUACUGAUCAGGCUGUUGUGAAACUAAAAAAGAAGCCAAAAGAGGAGAAACCCUCAGAAAUAGUCAAACGUAAACUGUCUGUGAAGGAAGAAAUGCCAGACAAAACAGCAGUUGCCGUAAUGACAAUCAAAACGAAACCUGUAGAGGAAAGUGUUGAGGAAAUUAGUGUUACACAAAAAGUACCGAUUAAGCAAGAAACCAUUGAAACAGUUGAAGAGACAAAAGUUAUUAAAAUAUUGGAAGAAGAAAAACCAAAGCAAGCAGAAGAACGGGUUACUUUAAAAGUGAAAAGGAAAACAUCAAUUAAAAAAGCAGAAGAAAAGGAAGAGGAAACUGAAGAUGUUCCGGCUUUCAAAACAGAGCCUACAAUUACUGAUUCAGCAACUCAAACGUUAGUAGAGUCUAAAGCUGUGGAUACCGUUCAUAAAAUAACGACAGUAACAAUUUUAAAAUCUGAAGAAAAGCCUCAACCAGAGGAAAAACCUCAGCCCGAGGAAAAAUCUGUGAAGAUUCCUCUAAAAAAGAAGGUUGUAGUUAAAGAAGAGACAGUGGCCGAAGAUAUUAAAAUCCCUUUAAAGCCGGAAGAGAAACCUGUCGAGGAAGAUAAAGAAGAAAUCAUUACUGUACAAUUAGAACAAAAAACAAAGGAAGAAAAACCUGUUACUGAAGAAGCAGAAGUAAUAAUUCCUAAACCUGUGGAAGUGAAGGAUACAACUGAAGAACAAGCAGUUGUUUUGACAAUUAAGAAAGGACCAGAGGUCGAAGAACAAGUAAAAGUCAAGCGAAAACCGAAAAAGAAAGAAGAACCAGCCUCAGAGGAGAUAACGAUGAUAAAGAAACCGGAAAAACCUGAAGAGAAAACUUUGCAGGAGGAAGAAGCUGUUUUCAAGAUAGAUUUGAAGCCUGCGGAGAAAAAGGAUACAAAAGAAGAGGAAACUGUGAAAAAAAUUAUUAUAGAAGAAACUAAAGUUACUAAAUAUGAUGUUCAUGAAGAAAAGGCAGAAAUUACAGUUAAAAAGAUUGAAGAAAUAGAAAAGGGAGUUGAACAAGAAGUGCCUAAGGUGAAAAAAGAGGAGACGAUUCCUGAACAGCUUGAAAAGGAGAUACCAAAGAUUCCUAAAAAACCGGAAGAAGUUGUUGAGGAAAAAGUGAAAAUAAAGAAAAAGCCGAAGAAAAAAGAAGAGGUGAAACCUGAAGAAGUCAUUGUUAAAAAGGUUGAAGAAAAGGCUCCAGAAACUGAAGAAGAAAUAAUUAGUGUUGAUGUUCCUGUUAAACCUAUUCAAAAAGCAAUUGUUGAAGAAGCAGCUGUAAAGUUAGAUGUUAGUGAAAUUAAAGAACAAGUAGCUAAAGUAGAAGAAGUAGUGACAACAGUAGUGAAAAAAGAAGAAGAAAAGCCUGAAGAUGUCGAUACGCAAGUCACAUUCAUAAAAAAGAAAAAAAUAAAAAAGCCCGAAGAGGAAAUUGUUCAGUUGAAAGUAGAAAAACCGGAAGAAAAAGCGCCAGAAAAACCAGAGGAGGUUGAAAGUGUUUUCGAAAUUCGUCCCAAACUUAAAGAAGUACCUGCACCUUCUGUAGAAGAAGAAAUAGCAGAAGUGGUUACUCUUAAAGAAGAAGUGAAGCCAUUUAAGGUAACAGAAGAAAAGGCAGAAGUGAGUGUAGUAAAAGAGCAGGUUGAAGAAAAAACUGAAGCUACAAUUAUAAAGAAAAAGAAACGACCUAAACCGGCAGAGAGCCCUGAAGUAGAAUUCAAAGUAACCUUAGAAAAGGAAAAACCAGAAGAGAAACCAAAAGAUACAGAAGAAGAAUUUGUAAUUAAAGCACGGAUAAAAGAAGAAAAACCGGUCAUUGCGGAAGAAAUCGAAGAAGUUAUGAAACUGCCAACUGUUACUAAGGAAGAAAAAUUUACGGUAACCGAAGAAAGUGUUGAAGUUACUGUUAAAAAGGAGGUCAUCGAAGAGGAUGUCGAAGAAGUAAAAAUUGUUCCGAAAAAGAAAAAACCCAAGAAAAAAGAAGAGGAAGAAACAGUUUUCAAAAUUCCUCUGGAAGAAGCGAAACCUCAAAAGCCAGAGGAAAUCUCUCCAGAAGAUGUUGAGGAAUCGUUUGCCGUUAAAAUACCGAAGAAGGAACCGAUUAAGGAGACAGAAACAGUUUCAGAUGUUGUUAGUAUUGUACCUCAGCCAGAAAAGAAAGAGGAAAUUGAAGAAGUUGAGAUAACAGUGAAAAGGGUAACCGAAAAGGAGGAAAAACCUUCAGAGGAAGAAAUUCAACCAGCAGUAGCAGUCAUUAAGAGAAAGAAAAAACCAGAAAGGAAGAAAUCUGAAUCUCCUGUUGAAGAAACAUUUGUUGUACCUCAAGUCAAGGAAAAAGAACCUUCACCAGAAGAAGUUUCUGUUGAAGAGAAAUUCUCUGUUGAGAUUAAGAAACCAGAAAAACCAAAACCAGUUGAAGUGAUAGAAGAGACUCUAAAAUUCACACUAGAAAAAGCUGAAAUCAAAGAAUACAAAGCAGAAGAAGCUGAAGCAGAAAUUACGGUGAAGAAAGAAGUUGUGGUAGAGGAGGAUGUUAGUAAACCUCAAAAGAAAGAAGAGCCAGAGGUGACGAAAAAAUUAAAACUUAAAAAGAAACCUGAAACGAAAGUUGAAUCAACUGAAGAAACUUUCUCUAUACCGCUACCAAAAGAGGAAGCCGAAUUGCCGGAGGAAGAGAAAGCCCCUGUAGAGGAAGCUUUUUCUGUUAAGCUGCCCGAGAAACCAAAGGAGCCCACAAAAGUGACAGUGGAAGAAUCUGUUACAGUUGAACUUGAAGAGGAAAAACCAAAGCCAGUUGUAGAGGAGGCUGCAGAAGAGGCAACUGUACUUUUGAAACAAGAGGAGCCAGAAAAGAAAGCGCCUGUGAAAGUUGAAGAGGAACAAAAAGCAACUUUAAAAUUGAAACCUAAAAAGCGGGACGUCAAAGCAGACAAACCCGUUCAGGAAGAGCCGAAAGAAACAUUCGAAAUACCUUUAUCGAAGCCUGUUGAAAAAAAAGAGAAGGAAGAAGUAUUUGAAGUUUCCCUGCCAAAGAAAGAGAAGCCUAAGCAGGAAAUUGAAGAAGAAACUACACUUGUCAUACCAGCAGAGGAAAAGCCGGAAUACAAAGUCACAGAAGAACAUGAAAAAGUAACUGUGAAGAAAGAAGUAGAAGAAAAAGUUACAAUCAAGAGGCGCAAAGAUGAAAAGAAAAAGAAAGAAGAAAUAUCUGAAGAAGUAACAAUUCCAAAGAAGCCCGAAGAAAAAGUUCCCGGACAGCCAGAACCUGCAGAAUUCAAAGUAGAUUUGCCAAAGAAGCCAUCAACAGAACCCAAAGAGGUUCCAACCGAAGAAGACACAUUGAAAAUUACUAUUCCAGAAGAAAAGAAGAAAGAAUUAACGGAGGAGAGUGCAGAGAUUACUGUCAAAAAAGUAGUUAAGGAGGAGGCUGAAGAGAAAGUUUCAAUUAAAAGGCGUAAAGAUGAGAAGAAAAAGAAAGAAGAAGUAUCUGAAAAGAUCACUAUCGUCAAAAAACCAGAAGAAAAAGCUCCUGAAGAAAAAGCGCCUGAAGAAGCUGCGGAAUUUAAAGUAGGUUCACCGAAAAAGCCAAUGAAAGAAACAAAAGAAGCUCCAAUAGUGGAAGAGACUUUGAAGAUUACCAUACCGGAAGAAAAACCAAAGGAAAUAACAGAGGAAAGUGCUGAAAUCACAGUUAAAAAAGUAGUUACGGAAGAAGCCGAGGAGAAAGUUUCCAUAAAGAGACGUAAAGACGAAAAGAAGAAGAAAGAAGAAAUAUCUGAAAAGAUUACUAUAGUUAAAAAGCCUGAAGAAAAAGUUCCUGAGGAAGAAACUCCAGAAGAAACAGCAGAAUUUAAAGUAGGUUUGCCAAAAAAGCCCUCAAAAAAACCAGAUGAAACUCCAGUCGAAGAAGAGACUUUGAAGAUUACCAUACCAGAAGUAAAACCAAAGGAAGUAACAGAGGAAAGGGCUGAGAUUACAGUUAAAAAAGUAGUUACGGAAGAGGCCGAGGAGAAAGUUUCCAUAAAGAGACGUAAAGACGAAAAGAAGAAGAAAGAAGAAAUAUCUGAAAAGAUUACUAUAAUUAAAAAGCCUGAAGAAAAAGUUCCUGAGGAAGAAACUCCAGAAGAAACUGCAGAAUUUAAAGUAGGUUUGCCAAAAAAGCCUUCAAAAAAACCAGAAGAAACUCCAGUCGAAGAAGAGACUUUGAAGAUUACCAUACCGGAAGAAAAACCAAAGGAAGUAACAGAGGAAAGUGUUGAGAUUACAGUUAAAAAAGUAGUUACGGAAGAGGCCGAGGAGAAAGUUUCCAUAAAGAGACGUAAAGACGAAAAGAAGAAGAAAGAAGAAAUAUCUGAAAAGAUUACUAUAGUUAAAAAGCCUGAAGAAAAGGUUCCUGAGGAAGAAAUUCCAGAAGAAACUGCAGAAUUUAAAGUAGGUUUGCCAAAAAAGCUUUUAAAAAAACCAGAAGAAACUCCAGUCGAAGAAGAGACUUUGAAGAUUACCAUACCGGAAGAAAAACCAAAGGAAGUAACAGAGGAAAGUGCUGAGAUUACAAUUAAAAAAGUAGUUACGGAAGAGGCUGAAGAGAAGGUUUCCAUAAAGAGACGUAAAGACGAAAGGAAGAAGAAAGAAGAAGUAUCUGAAAAGAUUACUAUUGCCAAAAAGCCUGAAGAAAAGGUUCCUGAGGAAGAAGCUCCAGAAGAAACUGCAGAAUUUAAGGUAGGUUUGCCGAAAAAGCCAUCGAAAAAACCGAAAGAAGUGCCGACACAAGAAGAUUCUUUCAAACUCACCAUACCUGAAGAAAGAAAACCUGAGGUGACAGAAGAAAUUGCAGAAAUAACAGUUAAGAAACCAGCUCCCGAAAAGACAGAAGUGGAAGAACGAAUCUCUAUUCGCAAACCUAAAAAGAAAGCUAAAUCUGAAGAAGAAGAAAUAAAAGAAUCUUUUACCGUCGCACGCAGAAAAUCAGAACAGGAAAUUAAGACUGAAGAUGUAGAGGAGACCUUCGAAAUCAAGGCUGCUCCAAAGAAGAAGCCAAAGAAGCCACAGGUAGUUUCCGACGAAGAAGAGUCACUUAGCAUUUCCCUACCAUCCGAGAAACCAGAAUUCAAGACUGAGGAAGUUUCUGAAGAGACCAAAGUUACUCUACGGAAGCCAUCAAAGACAGAAGCUGAGGAAAUUUUGGAAAUUUUGGAAACAACAGAAUAUGUGGCUAUAUCUUCAUUUGUUUCGGAGAAAGCGGAUUCGAUCAGCCUUGUAGAAGGGGAGCGCGUCCAUGUCAUUGAAAAAACUAGUCAGGAAUGGUGGUUCGUCCGUAAAGUGGUCACGAAUGAGAAAGGUUUCGUGCCCCCUGAUGUACUCCAAGAUUCGGAUACCUACACUCACUACAUGAAGGACACACUAAGCAAGAAAAUAGAGAAAUUACCUGUCCUACGAAAACCUAAACCGGGUGAAAAAUUAACAGCUCCAAAAUUUGUGAAGAAAUUAACUCCUUUGAAUGUGCUUGAUGGACAGACGGCUGAAAUGUCUUGCCAAGUGAGUGGAAAUCCCAGGCCUACAAUAACUUGGUUCAAGCAGACACAGAUCAUUAAGCCGUCUAUGGAAUUCCAGAUCUUUUACGAUGAAGAUAAUGUGACAACUCUUAUUAUUCGAGAAAUUUUCCCCGAAGACGCUGGUACAUAUACAGUGGUUGCCAAGAACGCUGCAGGAUUUGCAUCUUGUUCGGCAGAACUCAUUGUUGAAGCUCCACUGUCUGACCAUGGUAGUGACCUUUUCCCAUCCUCUCGCCUUAGUCUAUCUAGGCAGUCAUCGCUCACAGACAUCCUGGAAGGCGUACCUCCGGUAUUUUCUGAGAAACCAAAGGACAAAAAGGUAGAAGAAGGAAAACCAGUUGAACUUGUUUGCAAAGUUACCGGAAUUCCUGAACCAAAGAUUACCUGGCUGCGUAAUCAGAAGCCUUUGAAAGAAUCAGACCGCAUCACAGUCACGACAGUGACAGAAGAUCUGGACAUCACGAAAGUAACAGUGACAAUUAAGCAGUCCAAAAUAGAAGAUGCCGGCACUUAUGAAAUUAUAGCUGAAAACAGAGAAGGAAAAUCUGUUACUUCCCUUAUCUUGAACGUCACUGAAAAACCGAAGCCGAAGGAAGAACCUCCAUCCUUUACGCAGACAUAUACAGACCAAACUUGCACGGAGAAAGAUACCGUUUGUCUGACUGUAAAAAUCCAGGGUAAUCCUCCACCUGAAGUGACUUGGUAUAAAGAUGGAAAGCCGUUGAAGCCCUCAAAGAACGUUGAACAGACGACCAACAAAGAUGUUCAUACACUCACCGUUAAAGACACAAAGACGCCGGAUACAGGAGAAUAUAAAUGUGUCGCCAAAAACAAGAAAGGAACUGUGGAGCAUGUAGCCAAAGUAACAGUUCAAAAAACGGGUGUAGAUUUCGUAGAGAAGCUUUACGAUGUUGAAGUAAAAGAAAGUGAAUCUGCUCUCUUCGUUACCAAAGUUUCUCAUCCUGAUGCACAAGUCACUUGGCAUAAGGAUGGAGAGCAGCUGAAACCUACUAACAGAUUGAAGUUUGUUGAAGAUGGCUGCGUAAGGAAGUUAAUCAUAGAAGACGCGAAUGUUAACGACGAGGGCGAAUACACCUGCGUACUCGGAGAAAAAGAAUGCACAGCCGAGCUGAUUGUUGUUGAGCUUCCUCCUGACUUCAAAGGUGAUAUGAAGGAUGUUACUGUGGCAAAUAAACAGAGUGCUGCAUUCCAAGUAGAACUGACUAAAGGCGACGCUAGAGCUCGCUGGUUUAAAGAUAAUAAGGAGAUAGAAUUCAGUGAACAUGUCAUGCUUAAAAUAGAUGGCAAACGCCAAAAAUUGAUCAUCUACAGUGCCACUUUUGAAGAUGCGGGAACUUACACUUGUGUGGUUGGAAAUAAGAAGAAGAGUGCAAAAUUACCGAAACGGAUUCUUAGCUUACGCUGUUUUUCUUAUUUUUUAUUCAUAAACUUUUCAGAUAAGGAGAUAGAAUUCAGUGAACAUGUCAUGCUUAAAAUAGAUGGCAAACGCCAAAAAUUGAUCAUCUACAGUGCCACUUUUGAAGAUGCGGGAACUUACACUUGUGUGGUUGGAAAUAAGAAGAAGAGUGCAAAAUUAAAAGUUGAAGCACCAACGGUUGAGUUCACAGCCAAACUGCCAGAAAAGAUGGUUGUUCCUCAAGACACGGACGUCAGUUUUACUGUUGAGUUGUCUCGUCCUGAUGUUCCGGUGCAAUGGUUAAAGAAUGGUGAACCUGUACCAGAAAAGGAUAAAUUCCAGUUCAUUAAGGAAAGAAAUGUCUAUAAAAUGAUCAUGCCGAGAGCACAGAAAGAUGACGCAGCUGAAUACAGUUGUAUUGCCGGGAAUGUGAAAACAACCACCAAAUUACAAGUUCAAGAGGCCCAUGCCGAAUUCACACUGAAACUUCGUGAUGUUAUUGUUCGUGAAAGUGAUACUGCUACUCUUCUUGUGGAAGUGACGCGAGAAACCUUUGAAGUAAGGUGGAUGAAGGAUGGUCAAACAUUGAAACCAACGGAGAGAGUCGUUAUGGAAAAGGAAGGCUGCAGACGGCGACUGAUAAUCAAAGACACAACCUUAGAAGAUAGGGGCAUGUAUACCUGUGUACUCGAAGAAAAAACAUGUUCAUCUACUCUCACAGUUGAAGCGGCCCCCCGUGUCGUUUCUGAGAAACGGCAUUUCAAAGGUAAACGGGGAGGAAAUGUCAUAGUGGAUGUCGAAUUCGCAGGAAUGCCACAACCUAAAAUUGAGUGGUUCUACAAGGACAAGAGUAUUACUCCCGACAAAAAGCGUUCCGUGGAAAAUUAUGGCAACAAAACGGUUCUUACUAUCAAAAAAUUGGAGGAUCCAGACGUUGGAAACUACGUUCUCAAGUUGACGAACAAAGUAGAUGAAUGUAAAACAGAAUUCACAGUUUCUAUCAUCGAUAAACCGAAACCUCCUGGCAUGCCUAAUGCAUCUGAGAUCGCAUCUAAUUCCUUGACACUGAGUUGGAAAGUACCAGAGAGUGACGGAGGAUCUCCGAUUAUAAAUUACAUAAUCGAAUAUCAUGACAGAAAUACUCUUCGAUGGUCCACUUAUAAUGAGAAAUUUACAAUCGAACAACCCUUUACCAAAGUGGACAACCUGAAGCAAGGCGAAGAAUACAUGUUCCGGGUAAUUGCAGUGAACGAAGUUGGUAAAAGUGAUCCUUCACCUGGCACGAAAUACAUUCUUGUACAAGAACUCAAAGCUGGAGAGCCACCUGCAAUUAUAGAGCAUUUGCAACCUACUACUUGUGGCCUGAAGAAACCGGCACAGAUGAGCUGCAGAAUCAGUGGGCAACCACCACCUACCAUCAAAUGGCUGAAGAAUGGUAAAGAACUUAUCAUACUUAAAAAUAUAACAACAAAGUACGAAAAUCAAUUGGCUACCUUAAAAAUAGCAGAAACUACAGAGAAGUCGGCUGGUACUUACACAUGCAAAGCCACAAACCAUUUGGGUGCGGUGGAAACUAGUAGUGAGCUUAAAAUCCAAGAACCACCCACUGUCCAGUAUGAUGAAAGUAUGAAGAAUGUCCGCUUAAAGUCUUUCAGUGAGUAUGUUCUGGAUAUCAAAGUCUUCGGCUAUCCAUCUCCAGAACUAGUGUGGUUCAAGAAUGGUAAGGUACUUGAAUCUACGAAGCAUACAUUGGUACAAGUACGUGAGAACUCUACUACCAUUACUAUUCGCAGCGUAGAGAAUACAGACAGCGGAACAUAUACACUCCAGCUCACCAAUCCUGCAGGAACGGUCAAGCACGAUUUCCGUCUCUUUGUGCUUGACAAACCGCUUCCUCCAGAAGGCCCCAUUGCAUUCCACAAAAUCGACAAGAAUUCUGUAACCAUCGGAUGGCAACCUCCGAGUAUAGGAGCGUCAGAGGUACACUCUUACAUCAUAGAAAAAUGUGAACUCAGGAGAAAAGUUUGGAUCGAGGUUGCGACUGUGAAUUCCGACGUCUUAACGCAAGAAAUUCGGGACGUAAGCGAAGGUAUAGAAUAUGCAUUCCGUGUAAUUGCUGCCAAUGAAUAUGGCCGCAGUGAUCCUCUUACUUCGGACAGUGUGACGCCGAAGAGCUUAUUCGAUAAACCUCAUGCACCGAAGGGACCAUUCACAACAUCGAAUAUGACAGAAAACUCAUUCACUCUGAGCUGGCUGGCACCUGACAAUGAUGGUGGCAGUCCAGUCAUUGAGUACCUUGUGGAAAAGAAAGAGGCGACCCGUAAGGCUUGGCAGAGGGUUGCCACAACAGACGGAAAGUCCUUGUCUAUGGAAGUCACUGGCCUGAAGAAAGACACAGCUUAUCACUUUAGGGUCUGCUGUAGAAAUGAAAUUGGCCAGAGUCCAUACUUUGCACCUGAAGAAACUAUCACGCCAGGCCUUAAAAUAUCUCCACCUUCAUCACCCGGUGGUCCCUUGAUUGUUUCCAAUAUGACCAACAAAACUCUAACUCUCAGUUGGAAGCCUCCAGCGAACACAGGCGGUGCAGAAUUGACAGCCUACAUUGUGGAAAAGCGCGAAUCGACGAAGAAAACCUGGAACCGUCUUGAGACUCUUGACCCCCAUAUAACAAGUUAUACCGUCCAUAACCUCACUCACAAAAAGGAAUACUUCUUUAGGGUGUUCGCCGAAAAUCCAGCUGGUCUUAGUCCGCCACUCGAAACUGAAAAGGCUAUAAAACUUACCUCAACUGCUGAACGUCCUUCACCUCCUACGGGACCGCUGGAAGUGGUCAUUACAGGUCCUUCUUCUGUUGUACUGUCAUGGGGUCGACCUGAAUCAGAUGGAGGAUCUCCUAUCUUGGGUUAUAAUGUGGCUCUCAAGAACGUCAGGAGGAUAAUGUGGAUGGAAGUUGGACAAGUGAAUGGCGAAACACAAAGGUUGCAGAUCAAAGAUUUGCAAGAAGAUGCAGAAUACAUGAUCCGAAUCAUGGCCAGAAACGAAGUAGGCAUCAGUGAUCCACUGGAGCCCGAAGAACCUAUUAAAGUGAUUCGGCCACCAGGAUUCAAAGAGUCCGAAAAAUUGGACAUUGAUGAGAAAACCAUCUCAGUCAGCUACAGUACGGAGACUUCUUCAUCUUGGAUACGCGAGGCGAAUGUGGAGCCACUGCUGCGCAGCUACACGAAACAUGUGCUUGCGGGCAGGAAUGAAUAUUUCUUCCGUGUCUGGCAUUUGGCCGAGACGCUUUUCAAAUAAAUCCUGCCAAAAAUGUGAUACGUAAAGCAGAUUCAAACUCUGGGAAAGUCUCAUUCUUUUCCGUCCAAUUCACUCUCAAUGUCAAAAAUUUAGAGUUACAUUUGUAGCAAUUCUUUUCAAAGCCUCUCUGAACGUAAUACAGAGCAAUCACAUGAAGUUGCGUUUAUGUUGUCUCACCUGAGUAUGUAUUAUCGUUUUUACUAGCAUUCAAUCAUGAAGCUUCGCCCUCGAGUGGAUCAAAAAUCACGUAUCUGGACCAGUGAUUCUUCAUCCCUUGUAGGCGGUAGGAACUGUUAAAUGAUGAAAUCAUUUGUAAACGUCUUUAAUAAAAACGACAUACUUUCAGCGUCAUUUACAUUUUAGGAUCUAAAUUCAUAGCGUGUAAUAUGAAUUGAUGAUUAUUUGCAGACAUUGUAUUCGUACUCCGGUAACGUUUGUUGUUACGUAGUCAAUGUGGCUUGCUCAAAAUAUAUUGUUUUCUUCAUUUAGGUUUUCACUAAAAUGAAAUUUAAAAGAUGCAAAAGGAUAUUUUCUUUGAAAAGAAAAGUUUUAUUAAGGAUCAAAUUCUAACUAUGGAUAAAUAAACAAGUUCUUCUCAGGGCUAGUCAUAUAAUGUUGCAGAACAUGUAUCGAGCUUAUUAGUGUUGAGGCGGCCUAAGUCUUUAAAUUUCAUUCGACUGUGAAUAUAAUUCACAGUAAUGAUUCACAGUAAUGCUCAGUACCAGAAAUUUUGCAAUUGCUCAAGUAACCUUUUUCAAAAUAUUUUCGUAUUUAUCGGAAGAAACAAAUUAUUGUAAUUAUUGAGAUAUAUUCCCCAGAUUUUGAAUCUGCGCCAUUUCCAUAUCUUUGGGCGGCUCUGGUAGCGCCUGAACUUGUACAGACAUUGUAUAAAAUAUUUUUACAGUGAAGCAUUGAUUUGAAAAGACAUUAGGGGACUGAUACAAGAUAUUUGUAUUAUAUCCCAAAAGAAACCUGUUUCAAUAUGAAAACGGUUAUAUCUUCUGUGUACACACUGUGUCCAACGACGCGCUGUUACCUUAUGUUUUCUGGUAAAAACCCGAGAUGAUGUAAUGUAUUGUUUCUAUUGUUUAGAUUGACACCCGUCAUGUGAUAUAUGUUAGUUCCUGUGUAAUAAAGUAGUUACUCCUAUUUAAAAAUA
Messenger RNA from Stegodyphus dumicola, 50661 nucleotides. RefSeq lists its product as uncharacterized. Lineage: Eukaryota; Metazoa; Arthropoda; Arachnida; Araneae; Eresidae. The record is from RefSeq and is a predicted model, not a curated record. Gene Ontology annotation, molecular function: protein binding.